This is a messenger RNA of Pelobates cultripes (western spadefoot toad), 61783 nucleotides long. The record is from the annotation of a GenBank genome assembly. Lineage: Eukaryota; Metazoa; Chordata; Amphibia; Anura; Pelobatidae.
AUGGAACUUGGGAGAAAACUGAAUUUCAAUGGGUCGAUGGGAGGAUCCACUGAUACAGAGUGCCAGAAGUUGCCUACACAGUGGACAAGUGCCACAAGGCAAUAUGGAGUCAGUGGCAAGAAAUGCGAUUGUUGUGUGAACAAGGUGGACAUAAUUCAAGGUAUUUUUCCAAUCCAAUAAAAAUAUUUGCAUCACAGCUCCCACCAUUCAAAGAACUUGCUCAACAUCUUGCAAUAAUAUUUUAGAAAAUAAAUAUUGUUGAGCAUCACCUGCAAAUCUCAAUUUGGACUUUGGAAAAUUCUGCAUGGGCACAGAAACUUGAGAAAUCAUGUUUCCCCAACGAUCCCAGAGUUCCACAUCCAAACGAGAACAGACAGGCAGUGUAUUUCAGAUUUCAUUCUGCAUUUUUGCAGAUACCCGUAACAAUGGACGUUGUUUUAAACACAUCUAUUUUUAAACGACAGUGUUGUGAUCCAGAAAAACUAGUGAUUAGAAAUCAGCCAGAGACUGCAGUUUUCACCUAGUGGUUCUCAUUUGCAUGCCUCCGGUUCUUAUCUGAAAAUUGAAAUCUUUCUGAACGCAUAUAGCUAAGUGCCAAAAAGAUUGUGGUGAGGCCAAACAACUCCCUAAAAUUCAAUAAGAAAAAAAUAUUGUUGUGUAAUUUACUCAUACACAUCUGACUACUCAAUAGCUGUCCUUGGUAAUAACUCAUUCUCUUCUUGAUCGCUGGACUCUCUGCCUCUCACUAUCUUUAUCACUGUAGAAGAUAAAUUCUAAGUUCACUGGCCUAGUGUCACGGCUGCUAGUGUGGUCCAACACGUAGAAACUAUGUAAACAUAUACAUACAAAAGGAAAGGAAAUAAAAGGACAGAGCGUAAACCGGACUUUAGAAUGGCUGGGCUAAUACGCUAGAGAUAGAGAAUGGUCAAAGGGAAAGCCGAGGUCAAAGAAGCCAGAAAUACUCAGAUACCAUUUAAACAAGCCAAGUCAUGGGAACCAGAAUUCGGAAUAACCAGGGAAAAGCCAAGAUCAGGAUACCAGGAAGUAAUAUUAACAAAGAUAAACGUAUUCUACCGAACCAGGAACAGGAAACCACGACAGGGCAAGGUACUGGGGUGAAUUAGGGAUUUAAAUAUCCCUCUCUAGGCUCCGAUUGGUCAGAGAGUAACCUCUGACCCCAGAACGUGCACGUGCGUUGACGUUGUGACGUCACGCGCACGUUCGUAUAAUUUUGGAAGGGUGGCGCCAUGGAUGGACGCGACCUCUUGGUCGGCACCAUCUUGGAUUUCCCUGAGCGGCGUGGAGGAACGGUUCCCGGCUCGCCAAUGUGCAGGUAAGCUCAGUGAGUUGGUGCGGUCGUGCCGGUCGGGCACGGACGCACAUGGCGGCGAGCCGGGGGUCGUGACACCUAGUAUGUGGCUACUUAUGUUUACCAUAGGCUAACUCUUGCCUCUUAUGUCUAAUCCUCAAUUAACAGUUGUCUCAUCUUGCAUACCCUGUAAAGCUCUAAUCUUCUACAGUUGACAAAGAUAUAACCAUAACACAAUUUUCUAUGCUACCUUUGUGUUCCUAAACCCAGUCCCAAUGUAGCCUUAUUCUGGUCCAUGUCUGUACUUAUUCACCUAUGCCUCCUAUUACCUCCAUACUUCUGUGUGUCUCUCUUUGACUUCCUACUAGACUUGUGUCUAGAAAAGUUUUGGUUCUUCUGAGGCAGUUCUGUAGAAACAAACAUUUCACGGCAACAGAGUUUAAUUCACGUUGGUGUUCGUUUCUGCAGAAUUUUGGUAAUGAGAAAUAUUCAGGAAGGCCAUUUAAACAGCCAGAACAGCAUGAAAAAAAUGGGACUAUAUAACAACUGGCAUGCAAAAAUGACUACAAUGUUGUCUGGCCUAAUGGUUACACAAUAUGAGAUGUUUUCGCAAUGCCAAUUCCGAAUUUCCAAAAUUAGAUUAUAUGUAUCUGGAUUUACAAUAAACAAAUAAAUAUAUAAAUAGGACGUCAGGGAAUGAUUGAUGGUAAUCGUUUUCCUUUAGCUAUCUUGUAUUAAGAAAAAUGGGGAGCACAAAUAAUUUUAAGUUCAAAAUAGGGGAUUUAUUGACCACAGGCUCGGACUGGCCAUCUGGCAUACAAUCCGAGCCCUGCUGGGUGCCUUCAUGGGCCGGUGGCGAGAUCAAAGAUUUCCCUCACCGGCCCUAAGGCAAUGAAAGGCGGCCGCCGGCUGGGGAGGAAGGGAGACAGGAAAGGACCUGGGGAGCUUGGCGGUUACCAUGGCAAUGCUCCGAUCUCGCAAAAGUGAUCCCAAGCCCACAGGCAAGAGUUCACUCUCACGGCUAGGACCACCAGGGAUGGCUGCACGGUCCCCCCUCCCAGGCAAAAUGUAAGAAAAUGCUUGUGCUGCACAGAACAAAUACAGGGCCUUAUUCUCAUGCUACAGCUCUUCAGCAAAGCUCUGAGCUGCGCAUGGUCUGCCCUGGAAGUGCAUUGAACCAACAUGCUUACUUUGAGAGGGGGCAUGCUUGCCAUUGGUGAUGACAAAACACCCCCCCUGGCCCCGCCCCCUUCUCAGUGGGCCACUGUGACUAAAAAAUGCCUGGGAUGAAUUUUUUUUCCCAGUCCGGCCCUGUUUGACCACUUCAACCUUGACAAGAACAUGUUUGUGGCUAUUCUUCAGUGUGGGUAAAAAAAAAGUGCCAUAUCAGCUUCUCCCAAUCACGUCUGAGGAGGUAGCAAGCACUGUUAGCCAGGUAGUGUAAAACCACUACAAUGAAAGGCAGCAACAGCAUACAACUACAACAGCAGCAGGAUAAAUAUAAUUGUAAUUAAUUUAUUUUAGAAUUUUAGAAACAAUUUGAAGGGUCUAUUGACCAAUUGGAUCUAAGCUCACAGAUGAUAAAGCAUCAAAUAUUACUGAAGAGCCGGGUAACCCAAGUUUGGGAGACUGAAGUUGAAUAAGGCACAGCCCAGUGGGGAGUCAAUGCCAAUGGAUGGGUGGAAAGGCUAUGGAUUACAUCUUGUGUUUCUGUUGCAAAAUGGGUUAGUGCUUGGUGGAUUUAAUGCUGUAACAUUAUCGAGUUUGACAUUUAACAGCACAGUCCCCUAAUUAAGGAUUUUCAAUCUCCAAACAGUUAGCAAAUAAACAACAACCUUUAAUUGUAUGCUGGUAAGCUAGAUCUUUUUUGGAUCAAUGACCCAGGUUAUGCAAAAGGACCCCCCCAAACAGUUAACAAAACAUAAAUAACUUUUACCAACUGUAUAGGCCAGCUAGUGUUGCACUAGGGCUAGCUAAAAUAUUUUUUUUCUUCCGGACAUAACAGGCCUUUCAAGAUAGAAUUUUCUUUUCUUCAAACAGUUAAAGGACCACUAUAGUGCCAGGAAAACGUACUUGUUUUCCUGGCACUAUAGUGCCCUGAGGGUGCCCCCACCCUCAGGGACCCCCUCCCGCCGGGUUGGAUGGAGAGGAAGGGGUUAAACUUACCUCUUUCUCCAGCGCCGGGCGGGGAGCUCUCCUCCUCUUCGGCUAAAUGCGCAUGCGCAGCAGGAGCUACGCGCGCAUUCAGUCAGUCUCAUAGGAAAGCAUUCAUAAUGCUUUCCUAUGGACGCUUGCGUCUUCUAACUGUGAUUUUCACAGUGAGAAGCACACAAACGCCUCUAGCGGCUGUCAAUGAGACAGCCACUAGAAGCUUUAGAGCCUGGAUUAACCCAUUUAUAAACAUAGCAGUUUCUCUGAAACUGCUAUGUUUAUUAAAAAAAUGGUUAACCCUAGCUGGACCUGGCACCCAGACCACUUCAUUAAGCCGAAGUGGUCUGGGUGCCUAGAGUGGUCCUUUAACAAAAAGAAAACCAUAAACUAUUAACAACUGUAUAUUGGUAAUAUAGACUCACACUAGGAUGAAUGACAAAAUGUCUGCCAAGUGACACUCUCCUAUCUCCCACUCAAAGUGUUCUCUAGUGCUCCUGGCACUACUCGCUGCUAGAUACAGCAUUAAGCUAAGACUAGUCUGAAUGCAGAAUCAACAAUGACUCAGGCUAUCUCCCCCGCCGAACCAAUGUAGCCUGCUUGGAAGUAUUGUUUGUUUUUUUAUUGUGCCUCCCUAUUUUUUAGAGAGCUAUAGGUCACUCCACUUGAUCUGUAAAUAAAAUUAACAUUUAUAGGCUAACCAUCAAUUAUCUUUAUUUUGCUACCUCUCGAUUGGACAGGAUAUACAGGCCACAUGAUUGGUCAGACCCUUUGAUCCAUCAUGGCAAACUAAGCAGUUUAUUUUCCCCAACCUUUUUUUUUUUUAUUUCUGAAACCGAGCAUGUUCAGGCUCAUGUGAGUUGGUCUCCCUGAGAUUCUGACAUGUGGCUGUUCAGAAAUCAAAAAAUCUUCUGAUCACCCAAUUGACCUGAUUUCAGCAGAAUUACAGUUUGUUCAAAACGAAGUCUACUCCACACCCCUGUGUUUCUGUUUAUCAGUGCACACCCAUAUGUAUUUGCCUGUGUCCUCUACCUAUUUCUCAUCACUCUAUAGACAUAGGUGUGGCUUUGCUACUUCAAGCCAGAUUAUUCUGUGAUAUUUUGGCAUGGUUUAUGGAGGGGCGAAUGUUUUAUUUCAUAUAGUCACCUUCCUAUUACAAAAAACAUGACUAAAACAGAACAAAGAAUAUGCCAGUGCUAAAAGAAGCACAGCCAGGCCUCCUGCAAAAAUGCAAUGCCACAUUACAUCCAAGACUAUGUGGGGUGAGUUGCAGUAGUGUAAUUACUAGGAAAACGAACGGUGUGGCGGCCCAGGUGAAAAAAUUGGGCAGACACCCAUAAAAUAGUAAAGAAAGUGCCAGAAGGCGGCCUGUCACAGGGAGCCCAGGAGGUAGCUGGCUGGCCACCUUAGGGUCCACCGAAGUGGGAGCUUAAGGCAGAUUAGGUACCUGCUUACCUAGAUGGCAGGGGCCUACUCUGCCAGAAUAUACUGGGGAGAGAGGAGGCAGGAGGCUGGCAGUGGGAGGGAGCGCUGAUGUUCUUUCAGUUCCUCACUGCUCCCUGGCUCAACCUGCUUGAUGUAGAGAGACGGAAUAUGAUGUCACUCCGGUCACGGCACAACUAAACAGAGCAAGGGAGCAGUGCGGAACUGGAAGAUUACAAGAGUCACUGGACCCCAGGAAUAAGUUCCACACCCAAUCCUAGGAAGAAUAUCCCAACUGGACCCCAGGGAGUAAGUACGCAUUGGACCACAGGGAGUAAAUCCGCACUGCACCACAGGGAAUAAAUCCCCACUGGGCCACAGGGAGUAAAUCCCAACUAAACCCCAAGGAGAAGAUCCCCACUGGACUCCAGGGAGAAGCAAACCACUGGACCCCAGGGAUAGGAUCCACACUGGACUUCAGGGAGAAUUACACCACUGCUUUCGUAUAAAAACAGUACAUACAAACAUACAAUUGUUUUCAAAUGCCAACACUACACUCAAAUAUAUAUAUAUAUAUAUAUAUAUAUAUAUAUAUAUACACAUUCGAACACAAAACAUGCUUAAAAGUUUUCACCAGAUAUGUUUUUCUUUUACAUUAAGAAGUGUUUAUUCAUAAAAAAUAUAAUGCUCUUUAUCAAAAACGAUGAUAUUAGGUACAUGGGAUGAAUAAGCAAUAUUGGCAAAUUAUACCAAAAUGUACUUCGAACAUCCAAUAGGAACAGAACCCUCUGGAGGUAGAGUGAUGAUGAGAAACGGGAAAGACCAGAUACAGCCUGAGGAAAUAAAGACAAAGGGGAUUAGUUGCAGCAAAUGCUUUGAAUAAACAGGAGGAUGUCACCAAGAGAAGGGACAAUGGGAAAGCAGGCUAGAUUUUCAACUAAAAUGUAUAAUGAAGGGAAGACAUUCAUUGGUACUAAAAUGUUUCCCCCCUUGUAUAUACACUAGAGAUUAAGGCAGUGUGCAGGUAACUUGUUUGGUUUCUCUUAUUUCUAUAUUGGGCAGAAAACUGUAGCUCUUGCAGCCUCCUGAGAGUGAUGGGAGUUUAUGCUCAGGGCUAACGCAUAUUUUAACAUACAAUGAAGACAGCAGACAACAGUGUGACUGAAUACAUAACACUUAACCUAUAGUGACAGCAGGGGAAUGAAGAGGUCAGCAAGGACAAGAGACAUUACAAUUUUAACUGUUGUGGAAACACGUGUUUGUUUAGGUCUGCAGUGGUAUUCUAAAGCGGAAUGCCAUACUUCUGUAUUAACAUACCAGUAAUGGACAUUAUUCAGUGUUUGAGUCUUGUCAGCUGACCACUGGAUGGACAGACCUGCGUUAGAUAAUUAUGUAAAUAAAAAAUGCUCUGGUUAUAGUUACAUGAGAUCAGUAUAUGCUUGGUAAGGAGUCCUGGUGAUCUGGAAGGAUUUGGUUGACACCGAAAGUCCAGUUUCUUUUUCACAUCCUCAACUAAACUGCCAUCACAACCACAAUAAAGAUAUAUAGACAUCACACUAGCACUCCAUGUCAGUCACGAUUAGACACAGCGGUUACUGCUGUCUAGCAUAUAUAAUGGAUGUUUCCUCAUACAAGCUAUAUGAAGUGCACGCAGAUCACAAACUGUGCAUUGUCUUUAGAAAUUACUUGGAAUGUUUACACAAACCAUAAGGUCACAACCAUGAAGCAUCUUGUAGGACGAUAAAAAAAAAUAACAAAAUCACCACAUAUAAAUUAAAGAAUAAAUCAUUGAGGUCCCUUUAGAAAGCAGGUGAUAUCAGGGUGUCAUCAAUGAAAGGGGUUGCUACCUUGAUAGUAAUGCAAUUUAUGCUCAGACUGAGCAUAUAGGUAAAGUAUAUGGGUGACUGUGUUACCUACAGACAGUUGUCUUAUCGUGCCAUUUCAAAUCAUAGCAAUUUGUAAUAACACAUCAGUGACCAUUCACCAUUAUAAUGAGGUUAUAAUAAACACUAAACGUGAGGCAUAUCCAGAGACAAAGAUUGUCCGUCAGCCAUCACUUGACUAAUGGAGCAGACCUCUUCUCACGCGAUGUACAAAAGAUGUCCCUGUCAUUUGUGGUAUCUUCUGCACACCUUCUCUUUCGUAUCACAUGAGCGAGAGGGUACCAAGGGUUGUGACUCCAUUUGCCAGAUUCUAAAGAUGGAGCAGAAACAUGUCAAGGAAUGGUAGAUACAAAUACGUAGUAUAUCUCCUUUCUCCAUCUUCCUCCUGGGUGCCACCAGGCAAGCUGACAUGCCACCUUGCAAAGCCAAGUAAAUGCAAAAUCUCCAUAAAAAGUGACAACAAAUAGAAGACUUUAGUUAGACUAGAAAUGAUACCUUUGUUAACUCUAGAAUAAAAAAAAUUAAAAUAAAAUAAGUGUUAUAGGGCAGUGAUCACUUUUAGAUCAGACUGUGAACAUGGGUUCCAUGCCACUCUCCUUGCAGGGUGACUGUCAGUUGAUGCUCCAGUCAAUUAAUGCAAUCCAAAUUUGCAGAUAGCAGCAGAAGCCUUCUUGCACCAUAACCACUACAAUGGGCUGAAGUGGAGCAGAGGUAUCAUCUCUGGAAAAUCAACUCAAGAAUUCCUGCAUUAAUGUUUCCUUUAAACUCUUAUUUUCAAACUGUUCUAUUCCAUCUCCCUCCCUAUACUAUCACUACUUAAUUGGUAACUAUAUCUCCCAUCCUGAUCUUCUGUUUUUGUUUUUCUUAAGGCUGGUAUGAUCAUGUCAUUUUAUGUUCAUUCUCUUAGACUCUUUGUUAAUUAUUUGUUUAGCUAGUGUUACUACUCUCACUGAUAAUCUAGUAAAUUUAUGUUCAUGGUUUAUGACUUUCACCUAUCUGAUCCUUCCUAUCUUUUUACCAAAUGUUCUCUCCUUUUAGUUUUUCAUCUCUAAUUAAUUACCUCAAUAGCCCCAUGUCUCCCCACCCAUAACAGUGUGUUUUAUUUCGUUUUUUUUUUUCUAACCUCAGACCUUAUAUUUCAGACUGGGCCCCUUAAAACAGCAUUAACACUCAGCACUCCCAAGCAACCAAGUCCUGCUGAAUCUUCAGAGCAGAGGUAUCAUCUCUGGAAGAUUGCCCACCCACCCCUCCCCACAACAUCCCACCCCAUGGUCAUCAACUCAUUUAUAGAUAGUGCACAUCAGCAGAUUUCCAUAACACACCAAUCAAGUCAUUAAACCAAUCCUCACCUGAAUUCAUUUAACACACUGCAUCCUUACAAUGGUUUAAACACUCAUUGAUAUUUGUGUGUGUUUGUAUAUAUGAUCUACAUAUCUAUAUAAUACACAUUUUCUCUAAUGUUCUCCCUUCUAUUUUUCACUUUAACACUAACUUCUGUCAUUACUAAAAUAUCCCUAUCCUUUCACUCACCUGUCCCUGGCAACACCAUCAUCAUUACUUCCACCUUACUCCCCUCCCCUCUCUAUUCAUCCCAUGCACUCUACACAUACCUUUCCAGCCUAUCUCCACCGACUCUUUCCAAAUCCUCUACAUACAUACCCUCCUACAAAACUUUCAAAUCCUACUCCCACCUUCACUUCCUUUCUAUCCUUCUGCUCCUAGCAGCUGGUGAUGUCUCUCCAAACCCCGGUCCCCUCUCAACAAACUCAGCACAUACUAACCCAAGGAUCCACACUAAUCUCAUACCCAUCUCUUGUUCCUCUAAAUCCUCCUUCAAAACUGCCCUCUGGAACGCACGCUCUGUUUGCAAUACAACUUAAUCCACUGCUGUCCAUGACUACUUCAUCUCUCGUUCAAUAGAUUUACUAGCCUUAACAGAAACCUGGCUCUCCCCCUCUGACACUGCCACCCCUGCAUCCUUGUCCUUCGGUGGUCUCCAACUUACCCACAACCCAAGAAACUCUGAAUGUAAAGGUGGUGGUGUUGGGUUUCUCCUCUCCCCUCACUGCUCUUUUAAACCUCUUCCCACCCCCCCUUCCCUCUCUUUCCCGUCAUUUGAAAUACACUCAAUUCGCCUUUUCAAACCCUUCGCUGCUAACAUUGCUGUUAUUUACCGUCCCCCUGGUUCCCCUCUUCUCGUCCUUGACCACUUUGCUGCCUGGCUACCCUAUUUCCUCUCUUCUAAUAUCCCAUCCCUAAUUCUCGGGGACUUCAAUAUUCCUAUAAACCCACCUUUGACCUCUGCAGCCAAUAAACUACUUUCAAUUACUUCCUCCCUCGGGCUAUCACACUGGGCAAAUUCUCCCACUCAUGUAGCUGGCAAUACCCAUGACCUAAUCUUCACUUAUGCAUGUACUGUAUCUAAUAUCUGCAACACUCCGUAUCCACUCUCUGAUCACCACCUCUUAUCGUUUGCUCUCACGUACCCUCACUCAACAACCUCCGCCUAACCACCCUCAACUCAGGAGGGACCUUAAUUCUCUUGAUCUCCAACAGUUGUCAGCUGACAUUGAUUCACAACUGCUGUCCAUCCCUUCCUUCUCCUGUCCUUCACUGGCCAUCUCCAUAUAUAACUCUACUCUUACAUCUGCCUUGAACACUGCAGCGCCACUCCAAACAAGCACCUCAAGGAGGACCCGCCGCCAACCAUGGCAUACUAGAUCAACGCGCUACCUGCAAAGAUGCUCCCGUUGUGCUGAACGCUCCUGGAGGAAGUCUCGCACCCAGUCAGACUUUCUCCACUAUAGAUUCAUAUUGUGUUCAUACAGUGCAGUCCUUGCUCUUGCCAAACAGUCCUAUUUUUCCUCUCUCAUUAGUUCAUGUUCCCGCAACCCCAGGCGUCUCUUUGACACCUUUAAUUCUCUUCUUCGCCCCGCUGUGGCCACCCCCCAAACCAACCUUACUGCUGAUAACUUUGCAUGUUACUUCACUGACAAAAUUGAACAGCUAAGGAAAGAAUUCUCCCCUCCUUGCCUUUCUGUUUCUCAAUCACACAUAGAUCAUGCCUUUCCUACCCUUCAGACAUUCUCCCCAGCCACUGACCAAGAGGUGGCUGCUCUUCUUUGCUCCUCUCGCCCCACCACUUGCCCCCUCGAUCCUGUCCCAUCUCACCUUAUCAGAUCUCUCUCCACUUGUCUCGUGCCUUCUCUAACACACAUCUUCAACUGCUCGCUCUCUUCUGGCAUCGUCCCUGCUGACCUUAAACAUGCCACUGUAGUACUUAUACUAAAAAAAACAUCCCUCGACCCGUCCACCCCCUCUAACUACCGUCCCAUAUCCCUGCUCCCUUUUUCCUCAAAGCUUCUGGAAAGACUUGUCUUUACCCGUGUGUCUCAUUUCCUCGAUUCCAACUCUCUCCUUUACCCCCUUCAAUCUGGCUUCCGCCCUCUCCACUCUACAGAGACUGCCCUUAUCAAAGUUACUAACGACCUAAUCGCAGCUAAAUCCAAAGGCCACUACUCCAUACUAAUUCUUCUUGACCUCUCAGCGGCCUUUGACACCGUUGAUCAUGCUCUCUUUCUUCAAACUCUGCAAUCGCUUGGUCUCUGUGACUCUGUCCUCUCAUGGUUUUCCUCUUAUCUCUCCCAACGCUCAUUCAGUAUCUCUUUUUCUAAUGAUACCUCCUCCCCUCGCCCUGUCUCGGUUGGAGUUCCCCAAGGCUCCGUCCUUGGUCCCCUUCUAUUUUCUCUUUAUACUGCCUCUCUUGGCAAACUUAUUACCUCAUUUGGAUUCCACUACCACCUGUACGCUGAUGACACCCAGCUAUAUCUCUCCUCCCCAGACCUCUCCCCUGCUGUCCUGCAACGUGUCACUGCUUGCCUUUCUUCCAUCUCUGAAUGGAUGUCCUCCCGCUUUCUGAAACUCAAUCUCUCAAAAACUGAGCUCCUUGUCUUUCCUCCUCCUAAUACUGAUCCUCCUCUUUCGCUCUCCCUUCAAGUUUGUGGUACCAACAUCAGCCCAUCCUUGCAAGCGCGCUGUCUUGGCGUCAUACUUGACUCUGGUCUCACCUUUGAGCCUCACAUCCAGCAUGUUGCCAAAUCCUGUAGAUUCCAUCUUAAAAACAUAGCCCGCAUCCGCCCCUUUCUUGCACCAGAUACUACCAAGGAGCUUGUCCAUGCUCUAAUAAUUUCCCGCAUGGAUUAUUGUAACCCUCUCCUGCUUGGUCUUCCCAAAAGCCGUACUGCACCCCUACAGUCUGUAAUGAAUGCUGCUGCUAGACUGAUUUUCCUCUCUAGUCGGUUCUCUCACACCUCACCCCUCUGCCAGUCCUUACAUUGGCUUCCUGUGUGCUAUAGGAGUCAAUUCAAGGCACUAACUCACACCUAUAAAGCACUGAACAACUCUAGCCCCUCUUAUAUCUCCUCACAGAUCCAUAGGUAUGUCCCUUCUCGGUCUCUCCGCUCUGCCCGUGACCACCUCCUGUCCGUUGUCCGCACCCGUACGGCCAACUCGCGCUUGCAGGACUUCUCGCGGGCGGCUCCCUUCCUAUGGAAUAGCCUGCCUCCCGCCAUCAGACUCUCCCCUAGUCUUGCAUCUUUUAAGAAGUGCCUUAAAACCCAUCUCUUUAGGAAAGCUUAUGGCCUCCAAGACUAACCCCUACCUCACAUACCUGUCUCUUGCCCUCUCCUAAAGGGCAGCCCACCUUAUUUGAUUGCAAAUUCCUGUCCUACUGUGUUUUACACCCCACCUCCUAUAGAAUGUAAGCUCGAUUGAGCAGGGUCCUCUUCAACCUAUUGUUCCUGUAAGUUUAUUUGUAAUUGUCCUAUUUAUAGUUAAAUCCCCUCUCAUAAUAUUGUAAAGCGCUACGGAAUCUGUUGGCGCUAUAUAAAUGGCAAUAAUAAAUAAAUAAGUGUGUACAGUACUCUGCGGGCCUUUAAUAUGAUUAAGUAUUUUUCAGCCUAAUUUGCUAUGUUGCUAGUUUAUGAGGGAGAUAUUACCAGGCUGAUCACUAAGCAGUAAAGAUUUAUGGCAGACUGCUUUUCUAAACUCCUACAUUGUUCUUAAGUAAGCAGUGCUGUUUACAUUGUUGCAACAUUGUUUCUCUGAAUGUGCUUUUGUUGAACACCCCCAGAGUUUCAGCCCUGCUCUAGCUAACUGGUUUAGCAUUCCUAUUUAACGCUCCAAGUACAGUACUUUUUUCUCACUGGUUACCAGAUUUUGACCAAAAUGUGUACCCUCAUUCGACAUUUUGGCCAAAUCGCUUCAUCCAGAAAAUAAAAUUGUGUUAGUUGAUUCAUUAUUCGUCCAUGUAGCAUUUUGGUUUGGACUAAUUUUGUCCGUGUAGUAGUUUUGAUAAAACGGAUUUGGAUGAACCAAACAGCACAAAAACUGGCCAAUCAAUGUACUACAAAAUAAAUACAAUGUAAAUAUUAUGUAUAUAUUUUUAGUAUACAAUUAUUGGGUGUUGCAUUCAGCUCUUUAAAUCUCUGUGGCUGAACUCAGGUCCAGUCACUGUCCCGUUGAUGUACAUUUUUUAUGUCGCAGGGUCCCCCGAUAAAGGAAGAACCUGAAGGGUAUGAGAAGACACCGACUGGGUUUCUAUGCAAGACCCCUGCAUCGCGAUUACCAGCUGCAGAGGGUGAUCAGCACUUGGCUAUGUAGGCUUCAUGACACUGAUCUGUGUGCGGGAUUGCGGCUAUGGUCACCAAAAAAACCCUCAUUAAGUGCAAGGUUUAGCACCCCAAAAUCUGUUCAAUAUGCAGGAGCUCAAGCUUAGCAUGUCUGCUCUGUUUGGAAGACAAACUCCACCCCUCUACUACUUGUAUUUUGUGACUUGUAACUUUAGAAAAUAUACAGAAAUCUUGGACAUAUGAGGUACCCUGUAAAUAAUUUAUUUUGAAUUACUUAAAGGGUUACUCCAAGCACCAGGACCACUUCAUUGAUUUUAAGUGGUUAUGGUGCCUGGCUAUGUAUGUGCAGCCUUUCAUUUUACAUACAGAGAUUAACCCCCUAGCUGCUAUAGGUGUAACUCCACCUGCAGCAGCAUGAUUUACCAGCCUGUAGCAAGAGUUCCCUGCUGACUGUUGGCAAUUUUAUGCAAAAUUGGCAUCUGAUGCCAGCAUAUACAACAUGCUAAAGCCACACAGCCAAUCGUGGCAUGCUACCCUCCUCCCUGUGCUGCCCCUGUCUUCUCCUCAGUCCACCCACAAUAAACCUUCUUGCCCUCUGGCAAGUGGGAGUUAUGUCGACCAGGGAGGAUCAGACUGCAGGAGUUGGUGAUAGAACAAAGGUAAGUGUUGGUGUUUACUUUAUAAUUUUUUAAGUUUGCCAGCUCACAAAUGGUUACUCUAACCAAAAUUAAUGUUUUAUGAAAAGGCUGUUUUUUGGUUGAAGUAACCAGUUAAGCCGUGUUAAUGAUGUACAUAUUAUUAUUGCCAAAACUGUGAAACAUGGAAAUUGAGGUUGAACACACACAUAGCAAAAAUGCCAAAAUUGAGUCCUUAAGUACAAAACAAGUGAAGAGAUGCCAAUUAAGGGAUAAUAGACAUGAAGCCAAAUAUACCUACUGUAGGCAUAGUGGAGAUGAGAAAAGUCACAACAAGUGUCAAACCCUUCAUAAAUUAUUUGCAUAUUACUGUUGAAUAGCGCUUCAUACCAUACAGAGCUGGAUUAACCAUUACGCAGCCUAGGCAUAGUGGGUCCCUAACUGGAUGCCCUCCUUAAGCCAGCAGGGAGAUCAGAAAGUUACAUAGUUACAUAGCUGAAAAGAGACUUGCGUCCAUCAAGUUCAGUUCUCCUUGCAGGGCCCUGUGUCACUCACCUGCCCCAGGGAGCAUCGUGGGCUGCACUAAUAUCAGGUGCAGACCACUUUAAGAGCUCCCUCGUGGGCCCCCCAGUGCUUAUCGAUAACUUAAAGUCAUUAACUAAGUGGCAGUCUGUGAGGGAUUUUAAUGAAGACAGAGCGUUGUGGUCUUCACCAAUAUUGGGGCAUACCACAAUGCUUUCCCACUGGACCACCAGGGAAAGUUCUCCAUUGGAUCACAGGGGGAAAGUGCAAGGGACACUAUAGGCACCCAGAACAAUUAAAGUGGUCUGGGUGCAGUGCCCCUGUCCCCUUAACCCUGCCAUGUAAAAUAUUGCAGUUUCAGAGAAACUAAAACGUUUACAUUGCAGGGUUAAGUCCACUACUAGUGUGUCAUUCAGACAUCCACUAGAGGCGUUUCCUGUGCUCUAACAAAGUUUUAAUCCAUAAAUUAAUGUUUGAUAUCCUCAUGCUUUGCUCAAGCUUCAAAUUCCCUAUAGGAAAGCAUUGAUUCAAUGAUGCAAAUCACAAACCAUGCCUUUCUGUUUUCACCUAGAAUUAUUAUAAGUUUACUUGACAACUAGAAAGGACUUGGUAUAGAUUUCCAACAUGGUCCUUAACAUUGGAGUCCUGUGAAUCGAGACAUCGGCAGGUGAGGUUAAAGGUUCAAAACAAGGCCAGAAUGAGGGCAGAUCCAUUUGAAGAACUGGCAGGUCAGCCCGGCGUAAAUCAUCCAGGCCGGCCCACUAAGAGGGGACAAUGCAGAGAUCCUCUUUGGGGACUAUUCCCUAUAUUGAAAAUAUGGAAUACUAGGGAACAAACCCAGGAUAGAGGGAGAGAAUAACUAGUCUAACAAGAAAAAUCCAAGAAUGCUAGUGGCAUUGUCCGGACUUUUGAUAUAAAGUAUUAUGAUGUAGUCUAGUUAUAACUGAUAAAAUGCUGUCAACCUGUUUCUAUGUAACAGGCUAUUGUGCAGGUACAGUAGUCUGCUGUAUAAUUAUGUUCUGCAUGACAAUGGGAAGCUACUGUAGAUGCAUUCCUCCCAAGACUGGGUGGCAUGAAUGGAGACAUGGGGUGAAAGAACCCUGCAGACUGAUACCAUGUAAAUACUCCGGCCAUCCACAGUGGAGGUGCUCUGUGUCAGGCGGACAUCGCAUGAUCCACCAGUAAAGUCAUACCAAGCGGACUGAUAGUCUCCAUGGCCUGCUCCUCUCAAGAACUUUCUUCAUGGUCCCUCCUAAUUCUCUCAAUGCAGUGAUGUGCUUGUAUUGCGCUUGCUGUGGAGGGUUUUCUAAUGUCUCUGGCUGUCAAACACCAAGGAACAAAAAACAGCAUGGAAAAACAGAAACCCAAUCUCGGGAUUGCUGGGAGGUAAUAGGUCUGCAACUGUAUAGAUCACGGAACUACACCGUGUAUUGCAAUAAUCACAUUUCCAUGCAUUAGCAGUACAUUAUGGGUUAACUCACUCAGCACAAAAUCAUACAUGUCAAUCACUAAAGUAAAAUGAUCCCGUUAUUAAAAGUGAACUUAAAAUUUAAGGCUAAAAUAGCCAAGAUAUAAAAUACUCAAAUUCAGCUCUGCUUCCAGUUUGACUACAGUUUAUAAUUUUGAAAUUUGCUUUGAAUGCCAUACUAUUUUCACGUUAGUGAGAAUGUUUUGAAAACUCAAUAGCAAAAUGUUGGCAACAGCAGCAGAUUUGGGGGAAAAAAUCCAACUUAUCUAUAAUUACAUCUUAGUAACGUUACCCCAAAAUUUGCAAUUCGGUUUUCAUUUUCCUAAUACACAUAAUACAUGAGGGAUUGUGUCACCUUUUAUAUGUAGUAUUACCAUAUAAUAUAGUUUGAAUUGUCAUCCCCCACCCCUUACCUCCCCCCAAUUCAUCAUCAGACAAUGUUAAUUUAUCAUCAGACAAUGUUAAUUCAUCAUCAGACAAUGUUAAUUCAUCAUCAGACAAUGUCUGAAACUCACAGAUUAACCUUACUCUCUGAUCAGACAAAUCCUUUAUUCUAUUCAAAUUUACUAAACUACAAUUAAAUAUUUGCUUUUAGGCUGUUUAUAGUUGUCAAAAGAAUCUUAGUCUUAGAUUCAAAUACAAUAUCCGCACCUUUGUUGACUGGUCAAAGAAGCAGUCUCUAAACAGUCUAUUCACACAGAGGAGUUCAAUGUGAUUACUGGAGACACUUAGACACCUAUAGUGCAAAAGUGCAUCUGAGAAAGCAUUAUGCAAUAAUUCAUUCUGAUUUUUUUUUUCUUUCAUAAAGGCAGAUGCACACAAAAAAUGGAAAAUCUCUCGCAAACCCUCCAAGCACCAUAACCACUACAGUCUAGGAGUGCCUUGGUGUCCUACAAAGUUCCAGUUUCAGGAUAAAAGGACAUGUGAGUUUUGAGGGUUUUCUUUUUAAUUUUUCACACCUCACAAACAGAUAAUUGUUACUUAGAGAGAUAAGUAAAUAUAAUUUCUAAAAUCCUUGAAAGUGACAGCUCCCUUUUAAGGCAGCAUCAGUUCUUGGUCUGUCCUUCACUAGAGUAGAAAAUGUUUUAGUAUGUUGACUCUGCAUACGGUCAGUGUAUAAACGUGGCAACCUAUUUCCCACAAAGAUUGUGUCCAUAUGUAUGUUGUGGCUAAUGAUUUUUACUUGGAAACUAUGAAAUGACCAUACAAAAGGACAAGACUGUAGUGUAGAUUGGAAGGUCAGUGGAUUCAAACAAGCAUUUCAGGAUCAGCAUUAGUGGAAUGCCCAAGGGUCAGAGAGGAUGGCAGUAAGGAACAAGGCUAAAUUGCAUGAUGGUCGGUAAAUGAGGAAUCAAUCAGGAACAAGGACGGGCCAUAUUCCUUGUUAAAAAAAUGAUUGGUUGAUGUCUUCUUAGUGUAAUUUUUUAUCAGGUUUUACAGUGUCACAUGACUGCGCAUAAGUAUUCUCACAGAUGCAGCUGCCUAAGGUAAUAAUUCCUGCAUGAAGCAAAAAAAAAAUAAAAAACCACACCUCUACUAUUACACUUAUAUUAUAACAAUUAUAGAGAGUUCUGAUGUUUUAGGGAAACUAUAGGCACCCAGACCAUACCAUCUCAAUGUAAAAUCCAGCACAAAGCCAUGACAUUUCCAUAGACAAACAUUGGCAGAGCUCAGUAAUUUUUAAUGUGGCAAUGGAUCCCACCUUUGCCACAAACCAGUUUGCAAAAUUUCGGCACUACUAGAUCUGACCUGACUAAGUGCUAUUAUUGUUAAAUGGAAAGCAAUCAUUUAUGGUUAGAACAGUGGUAAUGUCUUUGAACUGGAAAACCCAGGCUAAGACCUUCUCACCAGUAAGUUUCCCUGAGCAAGAUACCAAACAAAAUAUAUAAACCCUCAUAGAGCAUGGCCUUCGUCAAAUAUCCACUCCCUAGAAUUGUAAAGUGCUACAUAAAUUCUACGUCUACUAAUAAAGGGGCAACAACAGCCCAGCACAAACUCUCAGACCACGAACACUGAGAGUUGGGGGUUUCAAGUGCUAAAGUGUGUAGUGCAUUACUCAUGUUUCUUUCAAUGCCAAGUGUUGGCCAGUGUAGUGUACAGUACUCUGGAGCAGUGGGAAUUUGUACAUGCUUCACUAUGAAGAAUCUGGGUAUAGCAGGUGACUGGAGAAUGCUACCUACCAGAAAGCAUGGUGUCUACUGUAACGAUUGGCAGAGGAGGGUAUUUUUAGGCCCCUUAGUUCCAGUGUAAUCUUAAUGCUACAGGAUACAUAGAUAGUUGGGUGCUUUUAACUUUGUGGAAACAAUUUAUGGAAGGCCCUCUCCUGUUCCAGCAUGAUUGUGCCUAAAGUGAGGUCCAUAAAGACAUGGAUUGACAAGAAUGGUGUAGAGGAACUUGAGUGGCCUGCAUGAAGUGCUAUCCUUAAUCCACUGAAAACCUUUGGGAGAAAGUGAAAUGCCAGCUGUGAUCCAGACCUUUUCUUGUAACAAUAGUGCCUCAGCUCACAAAUGCUCUAUUGGGUAGAUAGGCAUUAAUUCCCACAAACACAAUCCAAAAUCUUGUGGCAAUCAUUCCCUGAAGAGUGGUGGCUGUAAUAGCCACAAAGGGUGGCCCGUAUCCAUAUUAACGGCCAUGGUUUUGGAAUAGGAUGCUCAGCAGGCUCAUAUAGGUUUGAUGGUCAGGUGUCCACAUACCUUUGGCCAUUUGGGGAAUGUAUUUGUGAGGUGUGAAAAAAUUCACACUUUAUCCUAAAAAUGGAUGCCUCGACAUUAGCUCCUUGAGAAUAAUUGUUAGAAGAUCUGUCCUUUGCAUCAUGCAGCUAGCAAAGAUAAUUGUUUUUUUAAUUAAAUGUUUUAUUCAAGAGGCAUUAUGCCUUUUAAUAAUAAUAUAUAAUACUCUACAGGUACUCUGUUGUGAAUAUGCAGGUACUCUGCUGUGAAAUAAGACUUGUCAAGCUAUUAUACCAAUAUAUACCAGCAUUUUAUUUAUUUUUACAAGGACAUGCAAUAUAAUGAUACUAACAUAUUAUUAUUGACAAAAAUUUAAAAAGUCAAUGUGAGUGCUCUUAAAAAUAUAAUAAUACAGAUUAAUAAGGACUAGGCAUGCAAUGCAGUGUAAUUAUACUAUAUGAAAUCACAUUAUGAAUGUAUAUAGAGUUGUUUAUAAACAGUUGAAGUGUUAGUAUUUCCUGUGUAUAUAUAACUCCACGUGCGGAGUCCCCUUGCCUGACAUAAUUUAUGUUUAAUGCCAUUUCGUAAAGCCUCCAACCUUUCUCAGAAGCUGCACUUACUACUGGAAAUCUCCCUCUUAAUAGCAGUUUCCCUUUGAACUUUCUUUAAAAAUCUGCUGAAAUGUCCCAACAUGACCCCAAGCCAUUAAAGGAUGACUGCGGUCAGAGUGCCCCUUAUUACACAGGCUUGCAGGCAAACCUUAACAAAAUAAACAAAAUUAAUAUUUACAGCAAGCACAUUUAUCACUACAGACCAGCUAUGAAUUAAUCAUCAGUAACAAGAAGAAAAAAAAACAAUUUAUAUAUGUUAAGUGAAAAGGCAGGUCCUAUGUAAAGAAAAGACACAGUCAGGAUUAUUGACUAAACUGAGAAUGGAAUUCAAGGUGAAUUUCAAAUUUAAGGCCAAAGUAGCCGUACUGGAAGUAUGGAUGACUUGGAGAAUUCUUUCUACUUCGACUACUGAUACCUUAAAGUUGAAAUUCACUGUCAAUUCUAGAUAAUGGGCAUUUUUAUUAAUAACCCUAUUAAACUGAGUUUUGUGAAUAUUGCAAAUUGUACUACAAAAUAGUCAAAUUAUAUAUAUUUUUCAGCUCACUGAGUUAUUAUUCCAGUUGGGCUAUUUUAACCUAUAAUUUGCAUUUCACUGGUCUGCUCCUGACACUCCCUGGUUUAUCCAAUAACCGUGUUUGAGUUACUGUAACAUGUGUCAUGUUUAAAGAAAAAAGAUCAUGGACUAUUUUCUAAUUACAUUUCAUUACUCUUUUCCAAUUCCCUUUGACUUAUCAGGCUCACUAAAACUCACAUUGCUCAAUCAAAGUAGGAAUAAGGUUGCCCCAGGGCUCUAGAUAGGAUGCCAGAAUGAGGCCUUCAAGAGCCUGUUCUGAGCAUGGUGGCUGAGUGUUGUAAGUGUGUGGAGGAGACCGAGCGCUGUAUGUUGGGGAGGAGGGUAAGUGUGCCUGUAUGUGUUGGUUGAGUGUUGUGCGUGUUCAUUUUGUGUGUGGAGGAGUCUAUGCAUUAUGUGUGUGUGCACAUGGGUGUGUAGGAGAGUUUGGGUUUAGCUGUUUUGUUGGUGUGUGUAGUGCAUGUUAGAGGGGAAAGUGCUCUUUUGCCCACUCCUGCUUAUCUUUUGCAAGGAGUGAGGUGUUCUGACUGGAUCAUUGGUGGAUUAGUGGAGGGUGAGCUGGGGAGCAGGAUUCCUGGUGGUCCAGUGGGGGAGAGUUGUGGCCUCAAUAUUGUGUGAAGAUUACUUGAAGAGUUACCUUGCGGUUUUACUGCUCUGUGAAUGAGUUAUUGAGAAGUGCCGGUAGGCCGCAAAGUAGCUCAGGCAGAUCUUUUGCUGGUUCAAUGAAGGACUCUUCAUAGCUAGCAUCAAAGCUCCAGGCCCAGACAGGGGCCCACUGGGCCAAAGUCACCCUACGCGAAAUCUGGCUCUGUGCUCAGUUAUAAUCUGCAACAAAUACUGCUACCCAGUUUAUCUUUCUUACCUACUCCUCCUCUCAAACCUCAACCCUCUGCCUUUCCUUACAUUGGAACCCUAUGCCCUUCAAGAUCCAAUUAAAAUUACUGACAGUAAAAUAUAAACCCUCAGUAAUUCCACCACUCGUUACGUUUCCACUCUAAAUCCCUUUCUUCCUCACUCUUCUCUGCAUCCAACCUUCCCCUGUUCUCUGUUAGCAUCCAUUUUUCUAAAACUUACCUACAGGCCUUUUUGGGGCAGCAAGAGUUACAUUGCCCUGAAAGAUUGUCCUUUAGAGCGCAGUUUUUAAAUUCUUGUCUUUAGAAUUAGGCUUGCAGGACUUCUUGCAGGUGGGUCCCUUCCUGUGGACUAGCCUGCCUACCACAAUCAGACUCUCCCCUAGUCUUCAAUCGUUUAAGAAGUGCCUUAAAACCCAUCUCUUUAGGAAAGAUUAUGGCCUUCCAGUGUAACCUCUACCUUACAUACCUGUCUCUUGCUCUCUCCUAAAGUACAGCAUUGUACUCUCUCCUCCAGCUCUGCUUCACUCACACCAUAUUUGAUUGAUAUUUCCUGUCCUAAUGUGUUUUAUACCCCGCCUCCAAAUACUGUAAGCUCAUUUGAGCAGGCUACUCUUCAACCUAUCGUUCCUGUAAGUUUUCUUGUAAUUGUCCUAUUUAUAUAAUAUACAUCCAUCAGCUAACCACUGAGAGCUUCUGGUAGGGAGGAGGUGUGGAGUGGGCCUGUAGGACCCCAGGUAAAGGUCAAACUGUUAAUAAACAGAUUGACUUUUGACAUUGGGGGUCAUGAUGGUACUCAUGGGCACCAUAACCACUACAGAAUGCUGCAUUGGUUAUGGUGCUUGGGUGUUCCUUUAAUAAUGCUUCCACAGUUUAUUUCACUCCUGCUUUUCAACUCUACAGCUCUUGAACUCACUUACUUUUUUGUAUCACAAGACUAAAUAGGUAACUGAUAUCUCUGGCAAACUCCCCUCCCCUCAGACACAUUGUUCUUCCUUUUGAUUUCUUUCCCCCCAACUUCCUCGUAGAUUGUUUGCUUGUUUGAGCAGGACACGCAUCAACUGCUGUUUCUGUUUAUUUAAUAUGUCUGUCAAUGAAUUGCUGUUUUGUAUCACCAUUGUAAAUUCCAGAGUGCGAUGAAAUAUAAUAUAAUAAAUAUAUAAAUAAGUAAAUAAUAAAAUAUAAGAACUACAAGUUAAAGGCUGAAUGGGAUGGAUGCAGGUUCCUUUUCAGCCUACGCAACUAUGUUUCAUAUCUGGUUAAUUCCUUGCACUCUGCAACAAACAUAUAAACAAAGCAAACACGAAGAUUUACUGCUGCAUUUGGGCACACCAACUUCAGCAAGUAGGCUUGUCUACUAUGAUAAGGCACCCCAGAUGGAAUGAGGCCUAGUCAAACAUUCUAUGUUUCCAAGAAGGACAGAGUGCAGCAGAAACCAUUUUUACAUAACAAUGCUGCAAAGUCAGUUCAAGUGAGAGUCUGUGAUAAAUUCAACAAAGACAAAAGGGGCAUUACCAAAACCAAUAAACAAAGUGAACAAAUACAUGGGUAGAUAUCCCAGACAGGAUGGGACUUUCACAAUUUAAAGGACCACUAUAGGCACCCAGACCACUUCAGCUUAAUGAAGUGGUCUGGGUGCCAGGUCCAGCUAGGGUUAACCCUUUUUUCUAGGGUUAAUCCAGCCUCCAGUGGCUGUCUCUUGACAGCUGCUAGAGGCGCUUGCGUGCUUCUCACUGUGAUUUUCACAGUGAGAAGACGCCAGCGUCCAUAGGAAAGCAUUGUUAAUGCUUUCCUAUGGACUGGUUGAAUGCGCGCGGCUCUUGCCGGUGACGGAAGAAGAGGGAGGAGAGGAGGAGGAGAGCUACCCGCCCGGCGCUGGAGAAAGAGGUAAGUUUAACCCCUUCCUCCCCGUAGAGCCUGGCGGCAGGGGGUCCCUGAGGGUGGGGGCACCCUCAGGGCACUAUAGUGCCAGGAAAACGAGUAUGUUUUCCUGGCACUAUAGUGGUCCUUUAAGACCUGUGUUCCACCAAACUGGGUUAAUCUUUUAAUGUACCAUUAUUAUUAGUAUUCAUGAUCAGGUUCAAAAUUUGUUGUACUGUGUGCUAGGCACAUUACAAGAUGGCUGCCUUGUUGGUAUAAGAUGGCUGCCUGGUUGGUACAAUAUGCAUCAGCAUUGGCAUGCAAGAUUACUGGUCAUAACUCUUUCACAAGUCAGUCCUUAUUCUGGAUUGUGACUUGGGCAAGUUGGAUGUUGUGCAAAAAUGAGGAUUGACUCUUCGGCUUUUUACCUUUUCACAGCCAGAGCAAGAGCUCUUCACUCCUGAUGUUACAUUAAUAUAGCAUUAUGCAUGUUUCAAAUCAAGACAAAAUACCCUAAUUGCCUUAUUAGUAUAUGUUAAUAGCCUUCAUGUUAAAAAGCAACAUGUGUAGUAUAUAUUUAGGUCAAUAUAGCAUAACGUGACAAUAACCCUCCCAUAUUUAAUCAUCUCAACACUGCUUCUGUCACAGGAGCAGGCUCGCAAAGGCAGGUUUAACUUGCAAAUCUGUACAGAUCUGUUUGUGCUGAGCCUCGGGGUUUUAGAAACCUGUAAUUGCCAGGGUGAGAAAAAAAAAAACAUGCAUGAGCUCACAUGUCACAGUUACAAAACACAAUGAAGCUUUUGUAGACUACGAUGAAAGGGUUAACUCAACCCCAACUCCAGAGGUGUCAAAUUGUCUGCAACAGAAAAAUCUGCAUCUUUAUAUAUGCUUUUGUGCAUUCCUUAAUUUCCUUCAGGCCAUGGCUGUCCAACUCUGGCCCUCCAGGUCUCCCAUACAUUUUAAAAAUAAAUCAAAGAAUUAUGUGAUUUUCAGUACCUCUUACAGCAGACGUCAGAAAAUCAUGCUUAGAUAAUCUGAGCAGUGAACUCUUCUUUGUGAUGUCAUCAGAAUCUGUCCAAAAUUGGUCCUAGUGGAUCCAUUUGGCCAAAGUGACACCUAAAUUUUUCCACCCUACCCAGAGUGAAUUGCUGCCCUAGGGCUAAAAUACCACCCCACCCCUUUAUGCAUUACCACAAGUUGGGGGUGGGGGGUUACACAAGGGAGGGCAGCAAUUUCUCCUUGGACCCUGGCAGCAAAAUAUCUUGGGUUGUCCCAAAAUGUCACUUACUGCUAAGUAUAAUGUGGUGUAUUGUAAAGCAUAGAAAGGUAUGCUGGUGUUAUCUAAAUAAUAGUAUUCUAGCUAGUGAACACAAAGUCAGGCCAUGUUCACAGAAGAUGCUUGUAAAUAUUCAUUCAUGUGGAACAAUUAUCUUAUUUUCCUUUACUCUUCCUCUUAUUCUCUCCUGCAAAUUUUGAGUAGGCUGUCUUAAUUCCUCUUAAAUCCGUAAUGGUAAAUAGCAGCUGAAAUCACACUAAGAGGUCAUGAUUUGCCUGAAAUGUAUUAACCACUGCUCAAUGUUUCAGUUAUAUAAGAAAUGAAGAGAUUGAUAGAUGUGUCUUCUAAAAAAGUUGGAUAGGUGCUCCAGAACAGUCCAAUAUGCCUAUUUCUAUGCUGAAACCAUCUAUAAACUGUAGCUGAAAAUAUAACAAAAAUGACACUUUAUAUUCCUAAAGGUCAUUAGAAUUACUUAAAGGAACACUAUAGUCACCAAAACAACUUUAGCUUAAUGAAGCAGUUUUGGUGUAUGGAUCAUGCCCCUGCAGUCUUACAGCUCAAUUUUUUUGCCAUUUGGGAGUUAAAUCACUUUGUUUAUAAACCCUAGUCACACCUCCCUGCAUGUGACUUGCAAAGCCUUCCUAAACACUUCCUGUAAAGAGUCAUCUAAUGUUUAUCCUUGCUUUAUUGCAAGUUCUGUUUAACUUAGAUUUUCGUAUCCCCUGUUAUGUUAAUAGCUUGCUAGACCCUGCAAGAGCCUCCUUAUGCAAUUAACGUUCAAUUUACAGAGCAAGAGAUAAAAUAGUUUAAGAUAAAUUACAUCUGAUGGAAAGUGAAAGCAUUUAUUUAUUUAGUUUUUGUGCAGGCUGUGUCAAUCAGACUUUGCUUUGGUGGAAGACAUCGAGUUUGAUUUGAAGAGCCCGUUUACUACUGUUACUUUGUAAGUGUAUCCAAUAAAGCUACCUUCUUAAUACUAUCCAGUUAUACACUAUGGUCUGUCUUUGUGCUUUGUUUUCUUUUAUGGUAUGUUUUUUUAUUUUACAGUCUGCACUAUUGGUCUCCCUUUGUACUUUUUAGGUUGUGCUUUUUAGUGUGUCAAUCAGAGCCAGGGGAGGUGUGGCAAGGGCUGCAUAAACAGAAACAAAGUGUUUUAACAUAUAAAAGGCAGAGAAUUGAUCAGUGAAACCUGAGAGGCAUGAUCUAUACACUGACACUGCUUCGUUAAGCUAAAGUUGUUUAGGUGACUAUAGUGUUCCUUUAAUGUUUGAAUUAUAUAAAAUAGACAGAUUGAUAGAGACAGAGACACAAAUAGACAAGCAGACCGAUAUAUAGGGAUAUAGGGUGAUAGAUUUCGAGAUAGACAGCUUGAUAGAUUUAUACUGCUAAAUUGUAAGUUCUUUUUUUAUUUUUUCUCUCUGUCAAUAUAACUUUGUAUGCCAAUUUCAUGUCAAAUAUUCCCAUUCUGUAAUUGUAAAGUGUUGCAGAAAAUGUUGAUGCUAUAUAAAUCCUAAUAAUAAUUAUAUACUGAGAGACCGACAGGUAAGCUGGCAGCCAGGUAGGCAGGGAGGUAUACAGGCGGGGAGACUGAUAGAAUGUCAGACAGGCAGAUCCACUAGGACGCCUUAUGGGCUGGCUUUUUGCACUGCUUUUACUUUUUGUAUAUACAGCCAGAUAGGCUGAUACAAAGACAGACAGAUAGAAGGAUAGACAGAACACAGCUAGAUUAACAGAUAGGCAGACAGUCUGAUGGAAAAACAGACAGGCAUAUAUAUUGAUAUACAGUUGUAGUGGCAUUCUAUAUGACAUUAAAUGGCACACCCAGCUAGAUUAAUUUGUACAGUAAAAGGCUCCUUCUUACUUUCUCAAUAACUUGCUGUGGUCAAAGUAGAUUGCAAAAAACAUUAAGCUGAUGGUAUGAAAAGAUAUAGAGAAUAAAUGGCAAACUGCAUCUUAAAAUGUUCAGACCGUACUUUUUAUUCAGUAUUUUGGUGUGCAAAUGAUGUCCAGUAGAACUUACAUCAAAAUCCAUUUUUAAAAAGAUCAGUGAUGCAAACAGGGAUUUCUUUCAUUGCUCACUAUGUUUAAAGGAUCACUCUAAUUACCAGAAACAGUACAAGCCAAUGUUCAAAAGAACCAUGAUGUGCUUAUUCAGACACCCAAGAAGUUACUCGAGAUAGCAAAACUUGGAUGGUUAGGUGCUCCAGAAGCAAUACCUCUAGCAUAUAUUGAAACUGCAGGUGCACAUCCUGGUUGGAUCGGUUGCUGAGAUAACAUAAAUGAGUUAUAUACAUCUUGGUAAUAAUAUAAUUAGUGUGUCAGAACACACUUGUAAAAUUAAUUAACAUUAAAAAUAUCUUUCAUCAUAUCUGUAUAAAUAAAUAUAUGCCUCUGCUCUGUACGCAGAUCUCCAUGUGCUACAAAAUACUUGCAGACCACACCCCCCUCAAAAAUUCUAGACUGGCACUCUGCUGGGCAGAGGACCUGGAAAGCGAGAUUACCCCAAACCAAAGGGAAUUCAUGAUAAAUGCCCCUAAAAACCUGGUUAAAUAGGCCAUGCUCAUUGAGCAGAACCAAAAAAUUAAGUACCGCUGGUACAUGGUGCCAUCUAAAAUCCACCAAAUCUAUCCACAGGCAUCCCGCUUGUGCUGGAGAUGUCUACAAAAAGAGGGAGACAUGUUACACGUGUGGUGGCAAUGCACACCAAUCACAAACCUCUGGAGGAAGGUACAUAAACUACUCCUAGAGGUAACAAACCAAGUGUGGCCCCUACUGCCUAUAACGUUUCCACUUCUGUAUUUGCCAGGCCCUGUUCCCAAGCAUACAAAAAAAAACCUCAUAUUAAAUGUCUUACUGUCAGCACAGAGGCUGAUAGCAAGAGUAUGGAAAACACAAAUAACCCCAACGAUAUCAGCACUAAAGAAAGAGUUAGACAAACAAUGCAUAUAUGAACAGGGCUUGAGAAGCAUCUGACCACCGUCCAAACUUCUGCUUGAAACUUAGAACAUGUGGACCACAUAGAGAUCGAACGUGUCUGUAUCUUGCUCGUGUAUUAAAUGAGAAUAGAUAUAUAGCCUAAAUGUAUAUGCAAAUUGUUGACAAUUUUGUACCACCUAAUAUCUGGCCGUUUUCUCGCACCCAAUCCGGGUAUACGAGAGUGAUGCCGAAUGGCUUCCUGGUAUAUAGAAUGUGAAAAAAGGUCUCCUGUACUAUUGUAAACUAUUACCUGCAAAAAUGCCUUGUGAUGCUUACGUGUAUGAUUCUGUGCAACUGAAGUGCACUUUUACCCCCCCUUCUGUUUCUGUACCCCUUCCUAUGUCUUAUUGUAAAUUAAAAAAAAACUUAAAUAUUAAAUGAAUAUAUAUAUAUAUAUAUAUAUAUAUAUAUAUAUAUAUAUAGGUAGAAAAUUGUGAAAAGCACUCCAGGGACUUCAUAUAAGAUGAAAAAAAAACAAGUUAGCUUUAUUCAGCAACUGCCAAAAGUGAUCAACGUUUCAGCUCACACAUGGAGCUUUCGUCAGGAUACUGAAUAAAGCUAAGUUGUUUUUUUUUUCACCUUAUAUGAAGUCCCUGGAGUGCUUUUCACAAUUUUCUACCUAUUACUAAUGCCGACAAGCACCGGGCUCAGUGGCGUACAUACCAGGGUCGCAGGGGUCGCGGCUGCGACCGGGCCCGACCCACCAGGGGGCCCGGCCGCCCCUGCGACCCGGUAUGUAGCCACAGGGCCAGCCUCUUCCCCUGAGGGGCCCAGGAGCCGGCCACCCCAGGGCCCCCCGAGGCUGGCCCUGCUAACCCGGGCGGGUGGGUGGCCGGUCGGGCAGGCGGGCACGCGAGGGAGCACUCAGUGCUUCCUCUUUAGCUCCCUCGCGCACCGAUACCGGAGCCGGAAGAUGACGUCAUCUUCCGGCGCCGACAUCCCUACGCGGCGCGCGAGGGAGCUGAAGAGGAAGCACUGAGUGCUCCCUUGCGCGCUCGCCUGCCCGACCGGCCACCCGCCCAGGAGCCCAGCAGCACCACUGGACCUCAGGGAAUCCCCCCCAGCACUCCAAAAGGUAAGGAGGCUGGGGGGAUUACAUUUAAAAAAAAAAUGUGUGUUUGUGUGUUAGUAUAUGUGUGUUAGUGUGUGUAUUUGUGUGUGUGUUAGUGUAUGUUAGUGUUAGUGUGUGUGUGUGUUAGUGUAUGUUAGUGUUAGUGUGUGUGUGUUUGUGUGUUAGUGUGUGUUAAUGUAUGUGUGUAUGUGUGUGUUAGUUUGUGUGUGUUAGUGUAUGUGUUUGUGUGUUAGUGUAUGUGUGUGUUAGUGUAUGUUAGUGUUAGUGUGUGUGUGUGUAUGUGUGUGUUAGUGUAUGUGUGUAUUAGUGUAUGUGUGUUAGUGUGUGUGUGUUAGUGUGUGUGUGUUAGUGUAUGUGUGUGUUAGUGUAUGUGUGUUGGUGUAUGUGUGUUGGUGUGUGUGUGUUUGUGUGUUAGUGUAUGUGUGUUAGUGUGUGUGUGUUAGUGUAUGUGUGUGGUAGUGUAUGUGUGUGGUAGUGUGUGUGUGUUAGUGUGUGUGUGUGUUUGUGUGUGUGUUUGUGUGUUAGUGUAUGUGUGUUAGUGUAUGUGUGUGGUAGUGUAUGUGCGUGGUAGUGUAUGUGUGUGGUAGUGUGUGUGUGUGUGUGUUUGUGUGUGUGUGUGUUUGUGUGUGUGUGUGUGUGUGUGUUUGUGUGUUAGUGUGUGUGUUAGUGUUUGUUUGUGUGAGUGUGUGUCAGUGAGUGUGUCUGUUAUUGGGUGUGUGUCUGCUAGUGAGUGUGUUACUGCGUGUGUCUGUUACUGUGUGUGUUUGAUGUCUGUUAGUGAGUGUGUGUUUGUCAGUGAAAGUGUAUGUUUUGUAAGUGAGUGUGUAUGUAUGUCAGUAAAUGUGUGUGUCUGUUAGCUAGCAUGUAUGCGUCAGUUCGUGAGAAUGUGUGUGUGUGUCUUCAGCAUUUACCUUUUUCCAGCGUCGGACUCCCUUGGCGCUGGGGAUCCCUCUGCCUCUCAGCUCCGAAUGCACAUGCGCGGCAAAAGGCGCGCGUGCGCAUUUAAACCGCCCAUAGGAAAGCAUUACUCAAUGCUUUCCUAUGGACGUUCAGUGUCUUCUCACUGUGAUUUUCACAGUGAGAAUCGCGGAAGCUCCUCUCGCAACUGUCAAUGAGACAGCCACCAGAGGCUGGAUUAACCCUCAGUGAAACAUAGCCGUUUCUCUGAAACUGCUAUGUUUUCAGCUGCAGGGUUAAAACUAGAGGGACCUGGCACCCAGACCACUUCAUUGAGCUGAUGUGAUCUGGGUGUCUGUAGUGGUCCUUUAAGUGUGUGUGCAUACCGCGGUCGCGGAUCAAUUUUCGCACCGGGGCCCCAUGGGUCAUGUGUACGCCCCUGACCGGGCUAUAUACAUUAUUAUACAGGAGUGCAAGCAUUGGACAAUAUUAUAUAUAUAUAUAUAUAUAUAUAUAUCUUUCAUGAUGAAAUCUUGUUAUACCAUUAUUAUUUAACAUUUUAGAAAAUAGAAAAUGAAUGUUUUUAUUAGAAAUGUUAAUGUUACCAUACCCUAUUCAUAAUAGCGUUGGGCUUUGGGGUUGAGGUUGCUAGUGGCAAAAUUUUGAGCAAUACUGAAUCAAGGAAACAUUGUCCGAAUGGGUCUAGCAAUCCUUCAAACCACCAUGAACACCUUUGCUAGACUGAUUUUUGCUCCCUGCUCUGCCAUUGCCUCUAUAGUUCUUCUAGAAUGAAAAAUAAAAAAAACCUGACCCAAGUCAUCAUAACCCUUACUAAGACUCAUCUUCUCUUUUAUCACUUUCUCACACGUGUUUACUGCAGGACUUUCCCUAUGCUGCACCAAACCUCUGAAAUUCCUUACCUGAUCUGUUUUAUACACAUCUCUUAAAUCCCACCAUUUCCAAAAAGAAUACUUUCUACCUAUUUAAUAAUCCGGCACAUUGAUUCCCAAAGUGAUCAAAUCCCUCAUCCGUCAUGCCCUUAGCCUUUGAAAAAAAAUCUAAGUGGUUAUGGUGCCUGGAGUGUGUGGGCGUGUGUUCCCACAUAACUACUAAACAGUUACUCACCUGUAGAAAGAUUACAUAGCCUGAAGUCCGGCCUCAAAUGACGGUAUGUCAGAGAUCUGCUUCCACCUCGUGCCACACCAAUUCAUACCAUGGACGCUUCCAAGCUAUCACUGCCCGCUACUCCUGGAAUGGCAUGAAUCGUAAUCAUCAUUUAUUCAGAACCAUAAAAUUAUUCAAAUUGGUUUUUUUCACAUCAACUUGAACGCUAUACCCCAUAAUGACAAAGCUAAAAAAAAUAUUUUUGACACCACUGAAAAUAUAUUAAACAGAAACAUGAGAUUCACCCUUAACUCAAUGCUUAGUUGAAGCACAUUACAGUCACAAGACGUUUUGUUUAUAAUACGACAAAGUUUUGGACACCUGGAUUUGGGUAGUUUCUGCUAUUUAUCUCUGCAGAUCCUCUCAAGCUCUAUCAGGUUGGAGGGGCACUGUCAGUGUACGGCCAUUUUCAGUCUCUCCAGAGCUGUUCAACUGGGUUCCAGUUCGGGCUCUGGCUGGCUGGGCGUCUCAAGGAUAUUGACAGAGUUGAUCCUAGGGCAUUCUUGCAUUGCCUUGGCUGUGGGCUUAUUUUCAUUAGGGUGCAUGAUUGUGUACAUUGUGUUAUUAGAGUCACUGUUCUUUUGAAGGGUAACCUUUGGGCAAGUCUGACACCCGGAAUGCUCUGGACAGCUCUUAUGACAUUUAGUUAAAGUGGUUAUGGUUCCUGGAGUUUGUAUGUGCAGUGCUUUGCUAUGAGAAAUGGGAUUCAUCGGAGCUAAAUUUCACAUUAUAGCAAAUGGUCUAUCUAGUAAUGUCAAUGUUUUAUUUCAGAAUUUUCUGUAGAUUAGAGUGGAAAAAACAUGAACUUAAUUGUAGCAUAAGGCUGCAACAUAAAAAUGUGAAAAAACAAACAAACAAAGGGGUCUGAAUAUUUUUGGAAUGUUCUAUAUAUGCUGUAUCUGAUCUCUUGAGGCUUUCUCCAGAAUGGAACAUAUUUUUUAAGAUGUUCCCCAUUAUGAAAUGGUUUAUAUCUAAGCAUUGUUAGACUGUGCUGUAAAAACUGUCAGAAGUAAAUUACUUAAUUUACUUAUAAAUCUCCACUGUACACUGCUGUGAAAGUUUUCUAACUUCAUUGGAGGGUUCUGCAUUAUAAUUCCCAGAUUUUACUAUUAACAUGACGUAAAGUCAUGAUUUUAUUAAUGACACGGAGGCGAGUAUUAUGCUAUCUCUUUCUUACUUUAUUCCUCAGCAGCAAAGAGAAAUAUAAAACUGAAAGAGAAAAAUGUAGAUAUGCAAUAAUAAUAAUAACAGGUACAACCAGAUCUGCCUAGUAACAGGGCAGCCAAUCAGUCUCUAGGAACAGUCCAUAAAUCUCUAUCCUUGUACUUCCACUUCCUCUUCUUUGCCUUCCGAACCGAAGACCCAAAGCAAAAUAUCCAAGCAGUAACUAAGAAACGUCAAACCGGUAGACAUCAACAGACCGGAAUCAAGCUGUAAAACAAAGAAAUAUGUGGUAAACUCCAAACUUAGGAACUGAGUGCAACAUAUCGAAUAUACGUGACCUGCAAAUAGAGAGCAUCAUACUCAAAUCCAUGUACAUAUGUCACACUCUACAACACCAUAUACUCAAUACAAGUAACACAUGUGCACUUACCGUGAGAUAAGACGAACCCCCCGAUUGAACCCUAAGCGAAAAACCAGACCCCGACCCACGGGAGGGUGGGUGGGAAUAAUACUCGCCUCCGUGUCAUUAAUAAAAUCAUGACUUUACGUCAUGUUAAUAGUAAAAUCUGGGAAUUUUAUUAAUGACACGGAGGCUCCUAUUAUGCUAGUUUAAAGCUGAGCCACAACCAAUGAAGAAACAUGUUCAAUCGGGCAGAAGUAAAAAUCACGGAACGUAGAUUCCUUAGACCAAUCUGCCGCUUUCAAGAUAUCGUCCAGGCGACAUCCUAUCGUAGAAGCCUUUGAUGCCAUGGCACCCCUAACUGAAUGAGCCGAAAAAACCGAAGUAUCGAUACCCGCAGCAGAAAGGAGAUCUUUAACCCAGCGGGUAAGCGUCGGCGACGAGACCGGUAGAAACGGUGCUUUCAAGGAAAUAAAGAGUGGAGGCAAGUCAGUUGACCUCAGCAGCCGGGUACGAUCCAAAUAAACCUGGAGACAAGCCACAGGACACAAAGCAGGUCUGAUGGAGCAUCUAGGGUAGUCCACCGUCUUGGAAGCCGACUUAGUCCUCCUCGAGAUAUUAAACGACACACCUCCGGGGGUGAACGAGACCGCGUUCCAGUCCAGAGCCCUGACGUCCGACACCCUCUUACACGAAAGUAGACACAGGAGCAUGACCAGUUUCCAUGAUAACUGCUUGAGUGUCAAGUCCUCAUAGCCAACAAGUACUGUCUCUUUAAAUCUGAUAUAGGAGCAGAGCAAAAUCUGUAAAGGCUUAAAUAAAACUAACAGAUGACAGAAACAUAAACCUAUACAGGAGAAAAAAGGGGGUUGAGUAACCCACCAGAACAAACUACAUAUACAAUACUUGCAACAGUAUGGGAGGGAGAAGGGAGCCGACCCAGCCGCGUGGAGAAACGAGGGGAAGAUGGCCGCCGCGUGCAGAGCGCGCCGCGGCCGUUUCCAGGCUCCUCCCCCGCUAGUGAACGGGGAGCGCGACCACACACGCGGCCGGCACUCCCUCGCACCAGCGGGAGAUCGGGUCGGCCGAUAAGUGCGGCCGCACAUGCGGCCGCGAGGGAAAGGGAGCCGGGGAGCACAGGGCUCCAGAGAGAAACCUCCCCUGCUAGCCGCGAACCCUGUCUGAAAGGGGAACGGUCAGACAGACAGGGGGAGCGGCGGCAAACGCAGGGGAGGUAAAUAGGGAACCAAAGGAGGCACCCAAGUAUAAAAGCACAUAAGGCUUGCCAAAAAGGCACAUAAAAGCCAGCAAACAAACAGACAAUUGAUAAUAUAAGACAACACAGUUAAUAAAAAACCUUAGCAAAAGCCAUCAAUCAAAACAAUGUAGGAGAGAAAAAUUAUACUUAGCUGGUCUGAGGACAGCAGCAAAGAAAGAGGAAGUGGAAGUACAAGGAUAGAGAUUUAUGGACUGUUCCUAGAGACUGAUUGGCUGCCCUGUUACUAGGCAGAUCUGGUUGUACCUGUUAUUAUUAUUAUUGCAUAUCUACAUUUUUCUCUUUCAGUUUUAUAUUUCUCUUUGCUGCUGAGGAAUAAAGUAAGAAAGAGAUAGCAUAAUAGGAGCCUCCGUGUCAUUAAUAAAAUCCUUUCAACCAGAGCAAUAAAUGCCAAUGUACAUUCUCAGGAAAGUUGCUACUGUUACAGAAUGGAAGAAAUGACUCCCACAAUGUAGGCUUGGCCCUGAUCCUAAGUUACAAGAGUAUAAGAAGUUUGAACGAACUUGCAGAUCUACAAGUGUCCCAUAGAAUUGAGAUCCCUCUAGUUUUCAUAUAAGUACAAAGGACAAAAAAUUUGGACAGGGAAAUAUUGUAACAUAAAAAUAGAAUAUAUUUAUUAAUUUAUUUAGGCAAUGUUUAAAGGGACACUAUAGUCACCAGUGCAACUACAUGUAUUCCUGACCCUAUAGUGUUAACACGACCAUCUAGCCCCCCUGGGCACCUCAUGCCUCCAUAAAUAUAGUAAAAAUCUUAUGUAUUCAAGCCAGAAGCUGUAAAUCUGCAUGCUGUUAGACUCAGGAAAAACAAGCAGUCUGCUGACAUGUGGUAGCCUGAUCCAAUCACAGUGCUUCCCCAUAGGAUUGGCUGAGACUGACAGGGAGGCAGAUCAGGGGCAGAGCCAGCAUGAUUCAAACACAGCGCUGGCCAAUCAGCAUCUCCUCACAGAGAUUAAUUGAAUCAAUGAAUCUCUAUGAGGAAAGUUCAGUGUCUGCAUGCAGUGGGAGGAGAUACUGAAUCACAGGAUGCUCGUGCACAGCAGAUCUGAGUGAAUGGAGGCAUUCAACUCAGAGGUCCCUCUGGUUCACUCUGAGUGACUGCAACUGGAGGUGUUCCUAGCUUUCAAUGUAAACACUGUAUUUUCUCAGAAAAUACAGUGUUUACAUGAGAAAGGCUGCAGGGAGCUAUAGUUCUCCUGAACAAGCUCAUUAAGCUGAAGUUGUUCAGGUGACUAUAGUGUCCCUUUAACCAAGAAGAGUACAUUGAAAUUUCUAUUGUUUUCCAGCAUGUCCUGGUAUGUGUAAACCAUACAAUAAACACUACAAUAAAAUAAAAGUAAACUCUAUUUUUAUCUGCUGCAUUGAAGUAUGGAUUCCAAGUGCAAAUUGGGCCAAGGGCUGUUUUUAUUAUUAUUUAUUUAUGCUGCACCAACAUAUUCAACAGAAACGUAUAAUAGCUUGACAACCACCCAAUGAAUAUUACAUAAAAUAAAAAUAGAGCUUAUGGUCCUAUAAAUUUGGUGUUAGGAGCAGUCAGUACUGCUAUUUUUAAAAUGCAAGAUCAUGUAUGGAAAAAAAUAUUUCAUCACAUCGGAGUUUGUUCUUUUAUAGUUUUCUAGGCCCAAUUAAUUCUAGCUUUAGUCACAUGACACACAAAAGGAGUAUAAUUUCUAUUGCAUUGUCAUUAUCUUUGUUUGGCAUUUUAAGCGGCUGAGUGCAUGUUAGGAGAAAAGCACUUUAAAUUUUUUUUAUAAAUUGUGUAGACUAACUUAGGGAAAAUAACACAUAUUGUAAAAAAAAAAAAAAAAGCAUUCUAUGGAAUAGGAAACUAUGAGAUCAUUAAUAAAAAAAAUCCAUAAAACACAAUUAAUUUCCAGGCUCUAUAAAACCUAAAAAUGAUCAUUCAUGGCUCAUAAAUGCCUACUAGAGUAUGAAAAGUCUGCAUUUUAAAAUGUAUUCCAAAAGUCUGACCAGUUUCUUGCAGUCUAGAUUCCUUUGUCAUUAAUGUAACAAAGUAGAUAUUUGAAAAGCAUAUUAAAGGACAGUCCAGAUCUCUAAAGCCCUUUAGCUUGCUAAAAAGCUGUUUGUGUGAAAAGUGUGUCCCCUUUUUUCAUAUUGCAAAAAGUGCAUUUUUCAAUAAAAAUUGACACUUUUAUAAAUUAACCUGGUUACACCCCACUAGCUGUCAAUCAUACAACAGGUGGUGGUACUUCCUGGUUGUCUAGCUCAGUGGAACUAAACUCAAGAGGCAGCAAUUGUCCAGAGCACAUGCUGUGUAAAGAAUUCUCAUUGAGCUGCAUUGUAAAGUCUGUGAUUGGACAGCCACAGAAAGCCUGUGCAAGGUUAGAAGGGAAGCGUUUGUAAAGGCUGCAGACAAGAGAACUGCAGGUUUUACAAGCGGUUUUUAGAUAUAUCCCCAAUGAAAAAAAUGCAUAAUUAAAUGCAUGUAAGUUUUCGCUAAACAUUGAUUUUAUUUAUUUUGUAUUUAGACAGUGGAGUGCUCCUUUAAAUCAAAGUGGAUUAUUCAUAUUGCUGUCAUUUUACACUUAUCCCAAUGCACUACUUCUUUUUUAAACUUUCCUAUAUGUGGAUAACACCCAAAAAUCAUCUCUUUCCUGGUCUUUGUAAUGUUUCAUAUUUCACGCUAUCAACUUCCUCACAGAUGUUCCACUACUAUCUAAAACACAUAUCUCUAGAAUGAAACAAAUUAGCUUCCCUCCUCUCCGCAUCCACCUCUUUACCAAACUGUCAAUCACAAUGUAACAGUGUUACUUUCUACACCUCUGCUUCCUCCACCUAAGACAUUAAGCUCAAUCUAUUAAUUUUGUACGAACAAAUCAACCUUAAUUCCCUCCCACAUCAUCUCACAUAAAUGACUCAGUUCUACUCAAUGAAAACUCAGCUGCCCAAAUAAUUUUCCUCACUCAUAGUUCCUGUUCUACUGCUCACUCUUUAAACUGGCUUCCAAUCUCCAUCAAGCUCGCAGGCCAGCUAGUUUAGCACAUUGUAUAAAAGGGCUGUAAAUGCUAGAUCAGAGCUCAUGAGCAGAGUUUUAUACCUAUGCCUAUUGUAUUGGUUUGUCUAUACUGAACUGUAUACAUUGGCACUUUAUAAAUACCAAUAAUAAUACAGUGGAACCUCGGCACUCAAACUUAAUACGCUGCCGAAGGCUGUUCGAGUCCCGAAGGGUUCGAGAACUGAAUCAACAUUUCCCAUAAGAAUUAAUGUAAAAUUGAUUAAUCCAUUCCAGACCCCAAAAUUACAGCAUUUUACAUUUAUAUGUAUGCAUUAAAAAUGCAGAGAUUACUAAUAAGCACCUUACAUUUAUUUGAGUGGUUCCUGCCUUUCAACUUGCUAAAAAUGUACUGUUGGCCAUUAUUACAAUUAUUUAUAAUAUUUGUUUGACUUAAAAAUGAGACAUGGCUCUUUGUUGUAAGUUCGGGUACUGAAGAUCGUUUGCAUAUUGAGACAUUUGGCUCUUUGUUGUAUGUUCGGGUACCGAAGAUUGUUCUCGUUAGAAGUCAUUUCUUACUCUAAAUUUUGUUCGACUUCAGAAUUGUUUGAGAACGGGACCAUUCGAGUUCCGAGGUUCCACUGUAAUCAAAAAUAAAAUAUAAAUUUUAUCUGCCAUAAUUACCAAGUCCAAUCACCACUCAGCUAUCUCUAAUAGGUCUACCCUUAUUGCUAUAUAAUUCCCAAUGUGGCCCUCUGUUCUUCUAAUGGUUUAAGAUGGACUCUCUUUUUUUCUGAAACCAUUUUUCCCAUUUAAAUGAAUAUCUCCAAGUUAUUCCACUAUUGGGAUUCAAUAAGCAGGAACUUGCUUUUCUUUCUUCCCACAACAAUUUCAAAUGUUACCUCAACACUCAUCUCUCUAAACAUUCUGGCCAUUCAUCAAAUUAAUAUAAGCCCUUGUGUAACCAGGAUACUGAUUUUAUACAAUAAUAAAUGGCCAAACCACAGAUUCCCAUGUUGAUUAGAACAUCUUCCAUGAUGAUUUGCCAGCCUUCCUAAAAACAUUUAUCUAGUUUCCACCAUGACACUAUGCAGAGCACCCUUCUCUGCACCUUGUAUUUCGCAUCUUCCAUUUCAUUUAAUUAUUAUUUCGUUUUUCUUGUGCCAAAAUAUACCGUAGUGUUGUUGGUAAACUAACCUUACAGGUCAUAGUGGCAAAACAAGUUAGGAAAUAGGAACAGGGCCUUGCUCAAAUGAGUUUACCAUUUGUUACAGCUCUCAGAACCACUGCCUACAUCAAAUUGAGUUAUUGUAUCAAGCACUCUGCAGUUUGUUGGUGCUUUAUAAAUAAUAUAUUUAACCCCUUCAUGACAGAUGGUCUGUCAGAACUCUCAUAAUCUGUACCUAAUCUCCAUGUCCUAAAGGGGUUUGCAAAAUACAAAAAAAAAGGGUAUGUUUAUUUUGUAGGUUUUAUAAAGUAAAACAGAAAGUUAUUUUUUUGCCGUGUAUCAGAUAACUAAGCCACAAUUCCACUUCACACCACAAAAACUGCAACUGUGGAGAGCCAAACUUAUCUUUCAAUGUAUAUAUGAAAGUAUGUGGCUUUUAUAGAUGUGUGUAAUACACUUCCUGACAUAAAUAUAGUAAGCCUGCAAAUAAUGUGCUCACACAUCUAAGAGUAAACACACAGAAGCCUUUGAGGUGGGCAUGGUGUAUAUCUGUGCAUACACAUAGCUCAAGAUAUACACGUAGCCUGUGCACACACAGCCUUGAUAUGAAUGUGCAUACACAGGCAGCAUACUGCUUGCCCUGGGCAGGGCAAGCUCUGCCUCCUCUACAGGAUUGGGAGACAGACACACCCAGCUGGGCUCAUUCUGCCUGUAUAGCAACCCAACCCUGUUAGAAGAGAAUCACUUAGCUCUCUGCUUCUACAAGGCAGUACAGAGCCCGCUGGCUCCCUGCAUUCACUGUGCCAGAAUAGGACCACACAGGUAAACACCUAAUCUCAAACUCAGAAUUCUCUCUAAACUCUCCUUGUAUGCUGCCUGUAAUAGCAGUAGGAAUGCAUUGGACUUUAGUUAUGUUUUUUCAUAGCUGUCUUUAUUAGUUCUGGCUGGAAGAAAAACUUUGUUUCUGACUCAUGCAUGUUGUCCUGGCUGUACAAAGGUGUGGCUUUAUAUACUUUCUAUGUAUGUCAUGCAGCGCUUUGGUUAUGUAUAUGUGAGGUUAUAAGAGUAUAUUCUGUAUUUAAUAUACAGCGUUGGUAUUUUAUUUUUGCUUUGUAGAUUAUUUUUGAUAUAUUCACUUGUGGAAAGUUUAUGAAAGAAUGUGAUCCCUAAAUUCUUCCAGUUUAUAUAUAGAUAUUUUGUAACACCACUACUGUGUGUGCUCUUCACUUCAUACUUGUCUUGCAUAAAAAUCAUGUGAGCUGGAUAUUCCUUGAGUGAUAUAUAUGAACAACUUUCUUCCAGUGUAUUUUAUUAAUGUGUAUAUAGUUAGCAUGUCUGCAGACUAUUCCUUGUGGAAUUCGUUGAUUGUACUUCGUUCCAUACAUAAUUCGACAUAUAUAUAUAUUGUAUGUGCAAAUGAUCUAUUUCCCCAUCAGUUACGUCGUCUAGUAAUUUUUGCAUUCUAUUAUGUAUGAAGAUUAUAUAUUGCGAUCAUGCUCUGUAAAUUGGUAUUCCAUGCACUGUAUGUAAACACAGUUUCACUCUACAUUGUAUGUAUACAUUCUCUCACUCCCUCUAUUUUGUGUGUCUGUGUGUGUAUGUAUAUACCAACUUUCGCUCUUUGCAUUAUUGCUGAAGUUUGGUUUAGAUGAGAAGAUUCUCCCUGGCUAUUACAAUACUGGGGUCUGAGUUACGGGCACCACACCCUCCACUACUGGAGUUUCACUUUAUUUGAUUUUAUUUCUUUCGUUAUUUAUUUUGGGGGUGGGUGGGGUGUUGCUGAAUUUAAGUAUAUGGCAAUGUGAUAGAACAGCCACAAAAUUAAAGAAACCCCCCUCAAAGUGGGGACUGUGCACCAUCUACUAUUUUAUAUGUAUAUGUUCGAUCUGAUCUCUUAGUGAAUGGCUUUUAUUAUUAUUACUUUUUAAUGAUUAUUCGUUUAAUAGAUUUUCAUGUUCAUGAGUAGCUUGCAUGUAUGUGGAGUAAAGUUCUGUAUACGUAUACUAGGACAAGCUAAACCUGUUGUUGUUGUUGUUGUUGUCGUCGUCGUCACAUGGUUGGUCAUGAAGGGGGUUAAUAAAAUGCUUGAAAUUGUGCUUAGAGCGUGUAUGCAGUUGUGUUAAAGGAGACCCUUUGUACUUUGAGCGUCAUUAACAGUUCAAUGCAUAGAUUUGAUAAUAAGAGUAAUGUGUAUAGGUACAUAUUUGUUUUAAUGUAUUUACACGUGCUUGUUAUUGCGGAUUAUGGAAUAUAAAGUUUGUGUGUAUGUGCUCCUGCUGUCUGUGAUUUGCAGCUUAUUAUUCAGAAAGUGUGUGCAAAAUAAUAGUUUAUUAAUGUAGAUAAUGUAGUGUUCUGUGGAGCUUAGUUUAUGCUCUGGGAGGGGCUCACACGUUGCUUCUGAUUGGUAGAACUUUCCUCACCAAAUUCUGGGUCUGAAUGAGAGGAGAGCAGUGAUCAUGAGGGUGUGGUGGCUAUUUUGUCAAAAUGUCUAAUAUGAGCUGCAGGAGCUCAGAAGUUUUUCACUUGAGCCUGGAGGAUUUCUCAACUAGUUUUGUAACAGGUUUAGAGACCAGGAGGAGAUUUAACUUGAGACGUAAACCUGUUCUGCUAGACAAGAAAUCCCAAGAAGGCUUGGUUUAUGAAGAUAAACUGAGUAGUGCUUCUUAAAUGUGAAAUGUACCUUACCCAGCACAGGGAAAUGUUUGGGAGUAGAUCAGAUUUGGUUUAAUCUUGGAAGUGGAGUUUGGAAAAUGUCUCAGUAUGGAAUGUGGAGGUUUUUGUUUUGUUAAUCAAACCCACACAGGUCAUAAAUGACACUUAAUGUAGGGCAUGCUGGUAUGGAUAGAAGGUUAACACCACCAACAUUCCAAAAGAAAUCCUCAAGCUAGUGCAAGUACUAUGGAAUCUUGGUACAUAUGGGACUUUUGCAAACUGUGUUGAGUAUAUUUUGCGUGCAAAUAUGUUAUUUUCCUUCAUACGUGCUCAGGUUCUCUGGUUAUGUGUUGCUCUGCUCUGUGUAUUAUUGCUCUGUAUAUUACUGUGCUCUGGGUGUGUCUGGAAGUCCUGGCCUCUAUCCAGAAUCCUUCAGGAAUGUUGGUUUGGGAGCAGAAUGACUAACAGCGGUUCCUGCUCAGAGAGAGGGGGGAACACAGGGGGAACUAGGAGGAGGGGCAGCAGGAAUUUACUAAGGGAAAGCACUCUACACCAGAGCACGUGUUUGCAAUAUACAAAAGUAUGUGCACUCCAAACCAGAUAAGAACUCACAGAAUGCCUAUAAACAUGGAGAUUUAGUCACAUGGUAUGGGCCAUACAGUACCAGUGCUCCAUGUUUCCAUGUAGGUUAUUCUACUUACCUGAGACAUUUAGACCCAUGAUUUAAAUACCUAUAGAGACCUUAUUGAAAUGUAAGGUUUUUGUUGGAAAUAAUUGAGGAGGAACCCUAGGUGAACCUCGAAGUUAACACAGUAAAUAGAAAAUGAUAACUGAUUGACAAGGGGUUGCUAAAGUGUGUUGUAAUCCUUCAAUGACACUUAAAAUGUCUUCUGGCCAUCAGACAAUGUUAUCAAGAUGUUGAUUGCUCUGGGUGGAGGGGCAAUUUAACAAAGCUAUCACUUCUCAUCUCUUUCAUGUGUAGGAAUUCAGGGCUUGUUUCUACUACCUGUGAUAAGUUGAUCUCUCACCUCCCCCUUUUAAACUUCAAUAGAAAUUGAGAACAGAACUGCAGGACAAGUUUUCACACAUCAUAAUAACCCAACCCUUUCCUUUUUUCGGAAUGGAAGGCACUCCUAAAAUUGACAAGGUUUCUGAUAUAUGUCUUUAGAGGCCAUACACUAGAAAACACAUGGGAAUAUAUUGCACAGGGGCAAGUGCAUGUGAUUGGCUUCCAGUAGAGGUGAUUUGUAGCCAUAAUACAUCUUCAUUUCUGACCUUUUCAACUUCGGGAUUGACGCACUAGAUAAACCGGUCAUUUCUCGCCUGUUUAUAAGCCAAAUCUUAUGUUUCUAUGUAGUUAAUAAACUAUUGUAAACCCUACCAAUGGAGCAUGAUAUAUAAUACUUUGUAUAGAGACUUGAGCCUAAACAAUACAGUCCUUUAUUUUCCGAAUAAGAGUAUAUUGGGCUACACACAGAGUAUAUACAAAGUUUUAUCAGUAAAUAACUAUUUGAAUGCAUUAUCACAUUUACCUCUACUCUUCAAAGGAUUAACUGUUAGCAUGCUUUACACGCCCACAACCACCACCAAAUGGUGACAAGAGAAAUACAUAGGUAAAGAUCCACAGUGAAAAGCUAUGGGUAGCAAAAUGUUAAUUAGGCUUUAAUAAGCAUUAACAUGGAGGAUCUGUUAAUGCUAGGAUCUUAUAAAACCCUACAGAGAGCAGAUUUAUAAGAACAGCCCCUGCCUUCAAAAUGUUUUGACAAAAGCAAAAUAAUCAUAGUUUCCAGAGGGAGCUCUAGUAACUAAAUCGAAAAAUCAAGAUCCUCUGCAGAGUGGUUUUAGGUGCACAGAAAGGAGUGGUUUGCAGAAUACCUCUUUUAUGUAGAUUAAACUUGAUUUGCCAGUUUUUGUGUAUGGAAUCAAAACAUUUUUAAAAGGCUUCAAGCCAAAAAGGCCACACCAGAUCAGUAAUUGAAACCUUACAGGAUUAUUAACUAAACUCUGCAUUUUAACAAAUUAAAUCAGAAUGGCAAAAAUUAAGGCUAAAAUAGCUCAUAUCGAGAAAUUCUUCAACUCCCCUAUUGUUACAGCUUGGCUAUUUUACCUAAGUUUGCUAGUCAGAUCUAAUUUGUUUUUAAUUCCGAGGUUAGAGACUAAAUCCUGCUAAUAAUGCCCAAUAUCAGAGUAUCGCCUUGCAUCCAGCUGUGGACGACUACAAAUCCCAUUAGUGUCAGUCCAUCAUUUUGGCAGUGACGGUAUAGUCCACAUUAGCCGGAGAGCCUAUGGUUUCCAAAUCCCUGUUAAUUUGCCCUGCAGCCCUUAUAGAUCAAGGCUGGUAUGGAAACAAUUGCAGCAUUCUGAGAAAACGAUGAAGGCCUCCCCAGGAAUGUGAGUGUUAAUAUGAAGGCAGAAUGCGAUCAUCCUGGAGAGCCCAGUGACGUGUAAUUUCUACAUCCCUUAAUCAGAUAAUCCUACAGAGGAGGAAGAAGGGGGAGAAUUAGGGUGUGGUUCUUCAAUUUCUGUUCUGAACUUUAAGGGUGUAAUUUGGAGACUGUAUAAUACACUCACAAUGAAUACAUGAAUAAUGUGGCACAAAAGGGACUUUCACAGCUGCACAAAUGUGUGGAAAUAGAUUAUACUUUUUUUUUUUUUUUAAACUAUAAUUUUUUUCACCCUUGAUUUUGAUUUGUGCAAUUUGCGUAAUAAAGGAGGGGUGCAUUGUAUUUUUUUAGAUAUGCUAUAUCUAAAAUAUAGAUGGAAGAGUUAUUAGUAACGCCUGUUUUAUAAAUAGUUUUGUAUCUAAGCAUAGAAUGUACAACAUUAUCUCAAACUUAAUGAACUGGUUUAGGGGUGUAUGACUCAAAUAAUGACAAGUGAUUUUAUUUUCUUGAGCCUUUAGAACAGGCUUCCUCAAACUCCGGCCCUCCAGAUGUUGCUGAACUGCAACUCCAAUGAUUCUAUGAAUGAAAUAGGCUGAGAAUCAUGGGAGUUGUAGUUCAGCAACAUCUGGAGGGCUGGAGUUUGGGGAAGCCUGCUUUAGAAUAUUAAUGCAAGUAUGUAUUUUCUAAUAAUCAGAGCUAGCGAGGUAUAAAAUGUUAAAUUAGUUAUUCAAAGCAGAGGUUGAGGAUCUAAUGACAUCCAAACGUAACCUAAACCUGAUUAGGAGGAGUUUUGGGUCCCCUUAAAUGUUUUUGUUUAGACAUUGUGAGUAAGUGGUUGUGGUACAGUAUUUCUAGUACUUGUUGCACAGUGGUUGUGGUACAGUAGCGCUGGUUAGAGUAUAAGCAGGACAACUGAACCUUUCUUUCCGUGGUCAAUAUAAGUAUUACAAUUGAGUUGGGUAAAAAAUAUCUAAACCCUGCAACACACCCGAAUACCAUUAAAUUUACCCUACUUUGAUACAAUAUUGUGAGAAAUACAAAUCAACUGAUUGGUUCGAACCUAUAGGGUUAAGCUCUGAAGUAUGGCAUCUUUUAAAAUUGGCCUAUUUUUACUAUACAAAAAAGCAAAAGAAGCUGUAUGCCACAUUAAAAAAUAAGAUCCCUUCCCAUCCCAGGUAGUGGUUGGUCUACGUGUGCAUGUCUUUCUCAAAUAGCUAAUCAUUUGUUAUGGUAUUGUUUGUAAAUUUACACACAAUAAGUGACUGAAUAAAUAAACUACUUAGUCACAUAAUAUUUAUGGCAGAAAUCUGGGCUAUCUGUAGUGUCUUAUCGUCUAUGACCACAAUAGGUCAUUCAAUAAUAGGUGGAUUAAGAAUGCAAUAUAGGAAUUGAGAUAACGUUACCAUAUCACUAAUAUUAUGCUCAUGAGGUAUGGACACGGUGUAAGUCUGCAUUAGCAAACACCUGCACUGGGCUGAUCUCGGUGAGGGAACCAAAUCUGCACUUCUUUUCCCUUUGUGAAAUCUAUAGAAGCAUGGUUUUCUUAACAUUUAUUUCAGGUCAUUCAAACUAGUCUAAUUGAGCUAACCAAACAUUGAGUGUCCAAAGUAGUGAAAAGAUCAAUGCAUUUUGUAUAUUAUAUACACUACUUAAUUACUUCCAGGGUAUCAAUGCUCAUAAAACUGGUGCCACCAUCAUUACAGGGUGCAAGCCUUUUGAGUGAAAACCAUCACCCAACAUGGUUAAGGAUUCCACAAAAAUAGUUUAGAACAUAAGUGGUUUCCAUUACCAUGGAAAGCAGUUUGACAACUUUGUAAACAAUUAAUAACGCCAUGCUGGGCUUACGUAUGUGAUGUUAUUGUCUUUUCAAAUGUGCAAAUGUCUAGCUCAAGAAUUUGAUAAGUAAACUCCAGCUGCUACUUCAUGUCCAGCUACACGACUUCCAUACAAAAAAAAAAAAAAAAGCAAAACACACACACACACAACAGAACGUUAAAUGUAAUAUCCUAAUAUUACAUCAAAUUCAAACGUGGAUUUGUAAUCCCCCCCACCCCCAUUUUAGCUGCAGUGGAAACUGUAUGCGAAUAUGCCCUGCAGUAAGGGUAUAUAGGGUACCUUAAUUUUGCUGAAGGAUUGGUAAAAUUGGUUUCCUUGCAGAGGUGGUUUGGAUGUAAAUGGCAGACCUUCCAAGAACACGCAGCAGCUUUCCUGAGAAGGAAACACAAUUGUAAGAGAGAGUACAUUUUAGAUCAUAGUUAAGAAUAGACAUCUAAUAUGCAUACUUCUUAACUGCCAUAAAAGUAUUUCUGCGUUUGAAGAACCCCAGGCAAGCCAGAACGUGGAGCUGUGUGAAUAGGUUGAAUCUAUUGCCUCAGUCUAUAAAAUAUCAGGUGUAUAUGUGUGUGUGCAGCAUGCAUACUAUGACUAAAAGUGCUGUAGAAGUGACUCGGCCAUCCUGUAACUCUCCAGCUGUUGUACUGUUGCAGGUCACAUGAUCAGCGUUUUAUAGCAGCUGGAGAGUUACUGCUUGCUUGUCCCUCAUUAUGAAACACAAAGGAAUCUCUAAGACUCUUGUAAGUAACAAUCUGCCCAUUCACACUAGAAUUAUGGACUGGAAUUCUAAAACCUGAGACUCCAGUUCUGAGACUUACACACGUCACAUAUAUGAAGGCAGAUUUUCCAGUGUGUCCAUUAAAACGCAAAUGGCUUUUUCUACAAUACACAGUGAGGUGAGGUGAAAUUAUUUGGAGCUAGGAAGCUCAAAACCACUAUUUUGUUGAGAUCAUGCUAGCUGAGAGCCAAACACGACCUCAGGGGUAGGAGACUUUUGGAAAGCCAAAUGUUGUGGACUACAUCUCCUAUGAUGCUUUGCCAACAUUAUGGCUGUAAGGGUAUUACGGGAGAUGUAGUUCAUCUGGAGUUCCAAAGGUUGCCUACCCCUGCACUACCUGUUGGACACCUCAAACAUGCAGAAUACCCCCCAACUUGCCUAAGACUGUAUGGUGCCCCUAGCAGGUUUUAUUAAUUGUAUAGAGUUUGAAACCACCUUUGCAUGAAAUGAUUGAUUUAAUACACGCAGCAAAUGACAGAACAUGUAUCCAUGACACAAAAUAGACUGAGUCAUACAGCACGGUUCUUUGUGUGUGGUAAAACAAGACUAAUCAAAAUGGCUUCUGUUCUGGAGUUACUGUUGGUUAUACAGCUACAGAACCACAAUACAGACUUCCUGCCACAACACUGGCAAGUUUUAAUGACAAAAAAAAAAAAUCAAGGUGUGCCUGUUUAAAGCAAACAAAUUCUCUGUGUAUUUUAUAACCCAGUUUUUAUGCUGGAAUAGUAGUAUAGAAAGAUGUACACUCUGUCCAGCCUCCUCCGGCAGCAGGCCAAACACAGUCAAGGGUAUCCCUUGCACUUUAAGGGUUUAGAGCAGAUAUCAGCUUAUCAUGUUGCACAUGUUUAUGAAUUACCCAACGCAACAUGCUUCUAAUUCUGGACGGAAUGAUUUACAGAAACAAUUGGCAGUGACCGUUUGCAUAGCAAAGGGUAUGAAGGGAAGGCACAAUCUGUGUGAGUAGAUGGGUAAGGGGAGGGAAAAGAGCAUUUGUCCAUGUUGGGUGGCUGCUGGACUUGAACAAUUGGAGAGAAAUGUUAAAACAAACAAGUAGCUGUAACUUCAUCAUGCAGUGUUAAUAUACUUGUGCUAUGUUAUUACAGUAAUUAUUUCCCUAAACCCAGCCUUUAUAAAUACAUGGUGUUAAAUCUUUAUGGUAUGAGACAUUACAGUGAUUACAUGUAUUUAAAGAGCCUGUACAUAUGUUGCAGAGUACCACCUGUUUAAUAUCCUCUCACAGGUUGCCUGGUGGUAUAGUGAAAACAGUCAGGGGGUUUACUCACUAAACACCAAAGUGUAGUGAAAUAAAACUGAACUGGACAAUUUUACAAAGUGCUGAUUUGGAAACAUCUCAAAUUCUGCUACAGUCAUAGAAGGGCUUAGUCUAAAAUGUACCAAAGCGAUAAUACAAAGUGAAUUUCAAAUUUAAGGCCAGAGUAGCAAAACUGUAAGCAUAGCUGACAUAGAAAAUGUUAAUGCUUAGCGAUUUUGAACUUAAACGCACUUUGAAUUAACGUUUGUUUCUCAUUUUAGUGAUUAACCCUGUAAAUGUUGCAAUUUAGUUCUCAAUUCCUUUAAACCACUAUUUAGUAUCAUAAAUUAAAGGGAUCCUAUAGUGCCAGGAAAACAAAGCCGUUUUCCUGGCACUAUGGGGUCAAUGCUUUCCUAUGGGGAAAAUCUGAUGCUGGAGGUCCUCAUUCAGAGCGUCCAGCAUCAGUUAACGGACCAAAAGUCUGUUUGGAUUCCGGAAGCCCACUAGUGAUAGACAGCCACAGAGGGCAGACUUAGAGUGUUUUCUGGAACUGCAAUGUUUUACAUUGCAGCUCUAGGUGCAAAAGGGACACAGCCAUAGGCGUGCGCACGGGGUGUGCCGGGUGUGCCUGGGCACACCCUAAUCCCCGUGCGCACGCCUAUGGCUUGAGUCCUGCAGGAACAGCGUUCCUGCACUUUUUUUGAGCAGGAACGCUGUUCCUGCAGGCACUCAGCGCCCCCCUGUCUCACCUCUUGCCCCUGUCAUGGGGGAGGGGGGGCAAGAGGUGAUGGAUAACCCCCCCGCCCCGCAGUUCAGCCGCGGCGAGGGAGCUCUCUGCUCUCUGCUGUCUGCUCCCUCUCGCCGCGCGCUGAUGCCGGGAGCCGGAAUAUGACGUCAUAUUCCGGCUCCCAGCUCCAGCAGACAGCCCGCGCGGCGAGAGGGAGCAGACAGCAGAGAGCUCCCUCGCCGCGGCUGAACUGGAGAAAGGCGCCCGCCCCCACUGGACCCCAGGGACAAGUCCACCAGCACUCCAGGUAGGAGGCUGGGUGGACAUUUAAAAAAAAAAAUAUAUAUAUAAUAAUGUGUGUGUGUGAGUAUGUGUGUGUGUCAGUGUGUGUGUGUCUGUGAGUGUGUGUGUGUGUGUGUUUCUGUGAGUGUGUGUGUGUUUCUGUGAGUGUGUGUCUGUGAGUAUGUAUGUGUCUGUGAGUGUGUGUCUGAGUAUGUGUGUGUGUCAGUGUGUGUGUGUCUGUGAGUAUGUGUGUGUGAGUGUGUGUUUCUGUGAGUGUGUGUGUGUUUCUGUGAGUAUGUAUGUGUGUGUGAGUGUGUGUCUGUGAGUGUGUGUCUGAGUAUGUGUGUGUGUCAGUGUGUGUGUCAGUGUGUGUGUGUGUCUGUGAGUAUGUGUGUGUCAGUGUGUGUCUGUGUGUGUGUGUGUUUCUGUGAGUGUGUGUGUGUUUCUGUGAGUGUGUGUGUGUUUCUGUGAGUGUGUGUCUGUGAGUAUGUAUGUGUGUGUGUCAGUGUGUGUGUGAGUGUGUGUCUGUGAGUGUAUGUGUGUGUCUGUCAGUGUGUGUGUGUGUACAUAUAUACACAUAUAUAUAUAUAUACAUAUAUAUAUAUAUACACACAUACACACGCAGAGCCGGCGCUAUCUGAGUGCCGGCUCUGCUCUAAGCCUUCAUGGGCCGGCGGGGAGACCAAAGAUCUACCUCACCGGCCCACAGCAGCUUGGAGGGAGGCAGUAGAGGACCCAGGGAGCUCUAGACAGAAGCUCCGCCAGGUUCCUCUCGCGAUAUCUGAGCGUUGCUGUGGCAACGCUCAGAUCUCGCGAGAGUUAACUCUAGCCCCGCAGGCUAGAGUUCACUCUCCACUGGACCACCAGGGAUGGCACAUGGCAGCAAGGAUUUACUAAUCUGCCAAAUCCCUCCAAACAUACAGUACACACACAUACAGCACCUACACACAUACAGCUCACACACACACAGUACACUAACCGCACCCUCACAAACACACACAGCACCUUUAAAAAAAACACAACACCCUCACACACAGCACACUAACAGCACCCUCACAAAUAGCACCCUCACAGGACAAACAUACACACACAAACACCCUCACACACAAACAGCACAGUCACAAACACGCACCCUCACACACACAUAACACUAACAGCACACACAGCAGUGUGUGUGUGUGUGUGUUUAUAUAUAUAUAUAUAUAUAGAGAGAGAGAGAGAGAGAGAGAGAGAUAGCGAGAGAGAGAUAGCGAGAGAGAGAGAGAGAGAGAGAGAGAGAGAGAGAGAGAGAGACACAUACACACACACGCGCGUGGCGUGUGUUUGUGCUUUAGGGUGCACACCCUAAUGCAAUUGGCUGCGCACGCCUAUGGACACAGCACCCAGUCUACUUCAAUGAGCUGAAGUGGUCUGGGUGCCUACAGUGUUAAAGGUGCCCACCUUUAACUAGUAAAGUUAAAAUAUAAAGGAAAAAUAUAGUGCUAGGAAAACAAAAGUUGUAUAGUGCCCUGCUUCCUUGCACAACUCUCCACCCCUCCCCCCCCUUUUGGUGCUGAAGGGGGUUAAAAACUCCUUUAUCACUUACCUGAUUCCACCGCAGAUGUCCCUAGGCGCUGGGUCAGGUUCCUCCUCUGCCAUCAUCAUUGUAUGAUGUUUGAUCCUAUGGGGUUUUGGGUGAAACUGGAUGUCCUCAUGAUUACAUGCAGCAUCAGUUAGGCAACCAAGUCUCCUAACCACCCAGAAGUCCCUCUAGUGGCUGUCUGGUAGACAGCCACUAGAGGUGGAGUUAACUCUGCAAGGUAAUUAUAGCAGUUUAUUAAAAACUGCAUUAAUUACAAUUGCAAGAUUAAGGGGACAGGGAACCUGCACCCAGACCACUUCAAUGAGCUGAAGUGGUCUGGGUGCCCAUAGUGUUCCUUUGAAAGGGAUAGUUCUCCAAUUCAACUUUGUUUCAUGCUCUGUUAUUUUGGACUAACAUUUUUAACUUAAUUGGUCAGCCCUUGGUUUAGGGAAUAGUCAUUAUUGCAUUUUUCAGAUACAAAACUUUAAACCAGAUUUGCAAAUUUAGAUUUAAAAUAUGGCUUCUGGGUACAGCGGAUGCAGGAGAAUUUUUCCAGAUCCACCUAUAUUUUGCAAUUUUGUCUUUCAAUUCACGGUAGUUUAGUUUUAGUGAAUAAAUCCCUUUAUGAUUCAUUUGUAAGACCUAGCUUAUUUUAUGCAGAGUAGAGAAUGAGUGGACCUGGAAAAUGUGUGUACAACAGGAGUGCUGAUAAAUGAGCAUGAUAAGCUAUCUAUAUCGCUCUGUAUCACUGUUGAGUGUAUUUAUAUUUGACUUUUACAAAUAUUAACACACCUUCCUGACACCCUGCUGACCCACACCCUCAAUGUGUGCUCUGUACAGACACAUCCACCAGUACUCUGAAUGCAUAUGUGCUGCACAUUGUGUCUAGGCAUGUCUUAAAAUAGUAUUAAUAUGCACUGUGCUACAGGCUUUAUGCAGAGCUGUGUGUAUCCAUUUUAAGAACAGUGUGUUGCUUAUAAAUAGUUGGCUAGGAAUGAGUUGUGCGAUGUGGUUCUAGCCAAGAAGCUAAGGAAUAUCAAUUUUGGAGUGGUGGGAUGUAAGGACGGUAUUUAAUAAAAAUCACACAACUGCAUAUACUCAUCACAAAAUGGAUGCUCGGAAAAACGUAUAGUUAAGCUUCCAUUGCCGUUUAAUGAACAAAACAGACUGUUUCGGUGCACAGUGUGCGCCAAAUGUUGGACUUGAUUUUCCAGAUUAUUUUUUUUGGACAGAAACUAAGGAGAAACAUAAUCCAUGAGCUAAUGCAUCACCAAUGGAUACCACUUUAUGAGUGUAGAUAUGCAAAUAACGACAAUACAUCCUGUUUUGGUUACUUGCCAAUGUUUUGUUUUUUUCCUUUCCUUUACCAAUUCCUUUCAUUUCUCAGUAGCAAUGCAGGAUCCUAAUGAAUUGCAUCUAUAGAGACACCAUGGUUCAUAUCCGUAUUUGACAGGGAUUUUGCAGUUUUUAACUGUUAGCCUUGGUUAUAGACAUAGGCGUGCGCAGCCUAUUGUAUAAGGGUGUGCACCCUAAAGCAGAAACACACACGCCACGUGUGUAUAUAUAUAUAUAUAUAUAUAUAUAUAUAUAUAUAUAUAUAUAUAGCCCCACAGGGGGCUAGAGUUCAUUCUCCACUGGACCACCAGGGAAGGCAGGAGCACAGUCCCCCCUCCCUACAUAAUGUAAGAAGGGAAGGGGGAUAUUAACUAAACGGCCCCCACACAUUACACACAGACAUACAGCACACACAUACAUCACCCUUACACACAGCAUACACACACUAACAGCACCCUCACACUAACACCCUCACACAUACACACCCAGCACACAGUAACAGUAUCCUUACACACACAGCACCCUUAUACAUACACACACUAGCAGCACCCUUACACACAGCACCCUUACACGCACACAACAAACACUAACAACACCCUUACACUAACACCCUCACACAUGCACACACUAACAGCACCCUUACACACAUCACCCUCACACACACAGCACCCUUGCACACACUAACAUCACCCUUACACACACAGCACCCUCACCCACACACACAAAGCACACACUAACAGCACCCUUACACACACAGCGCCCUCACCCACACACACAAAGCACACACUAACAGCACCCUUACACAUGCACACACUAACAGCACCCUUACACACACAGCACCUUCACACACACAGCGCGCCCACACACACAGCACCUUCACACACAGAACCUACACAGAGACACAGCACUUACACACAGCACCCUCACACACACAGCAGUGUGUGUGUGUGUGUGUAUGUAUGUAUGUGUGUGUAUGUGUGUGUAUGUGUGUAUAUAUAUAUAUAUAUGCGGCGUGUGUGUUUCUGCUUUAGGGUGCACACCCUUAUACAAUAGGCUGCGCACGCCUAUGUUGGCACCCCUACCUUAUAGCAUUCUUUACCUCUGAGACAACUCAUUUUUGUUUUAACAACCUAAACUUGUUUAUGACAAUGUUUUUUUUCCCUCUCUUGGAAUGCCUAGAAGGCUGUUGGGAGUGCAUUAGUGUAAAUGUGUUACACAGGGGAGUGAAGGAAUUCCCAGUCUAUAUCCAGAGGUACAGCACACUCACAAAGAUGACCCUGGGUUAAAAUGUGCUACUUCCCACUCCUCGAUCACCACACCCUUUUCUGAAAUUCCAACUAUCUCCAUUCACAGGAAUCAGGGAGGUGAUCUGUUUGUUGUCUUUUUUUCGGGGGUGAAUUCUCUGUUAUUUAACCUUUUUUUUUUUUUCUCUCUCUUGCUUGAAACCAUACCCAGUUGAUUUCAGUAUUUGCUAAAUGUGAUAUAACUAAAUAAAUGUGUGUAUUCUCACCCAAAUUAACCUAUUCCUGGGAAGUUUGGAGAUGGAAUCGUAGACCUUUUGAAUAUUUGGGCUUUUCUUGUAGGUUGCCUUUAAAAUAUAUGUCCCUUGGCUCUCAGUUAAGUAAUGCAACUAAAGAAGACUUUAACUGUCACUUAUGGUCAGAUAAUUCCUAUAAAUAGCUGAUUUAGUAAAAUUAUCCAAUUCGGCUAAAAUUCCACUCACAUUUAAUUUUGCAUUUAGAGUUUAGUAACUAGCCCUACCCUUAUCAAUCCCUGAAAAGGUGAGGGAAAUCAGGACUCGCCUGAAUCUUUAAUUAUUUCAUUCUGUAUCGAAAAAUAUGUUUCACACCUUGUCCAAAGUCUUGAUUUUUUUUUCUUUUUCUUCUUUACAAGUAUCUGUGAUUGAGUUUUGUUUGACGUUGAAAAUAAACCAGUUCUUUAUUUUACUGACAUGCACAAAUUUUGAGUUUUAUGUAAAUCAUAUAAUUUUUUUUAAAAUUAUACAAUAAUUUAAAAAGCAUGUUAUCGGAACAUCUGUAGAACCUAUAUCAAAAAAGACUGCAACUGUGCAUGUUAUUUAUUGGUAAAUUCAAGCAGGGGGGGAAUUGUCAGAUUAAAUUUCUAGGACAGUAUGGCUGAGCUAAAAAGAGAUAUUUUUUUUCUCUCUCUCUCUUCUAUUUGCCUGCUAUAGCUUACAAUUUGACAUUUAGAUUGAAUUCCUGACAAAUCACAUUUUAGCUGAUAACACUUUUGAAGGGUUCCUCUUUAAUGCAAUUCUUACGAUGAUUACCCAGUUCUUCAUUUGCUGGGGAUCAGUGUGUGUGUGUCAUUCCGCAAGGCCCUACUGGCAUAGCAUGCAUGGGUGUGGUUGCAGGAAGAGAGAUUUUAAUAAGUUCCUUUCUCUGUUCCCACAAACUGGCUUUAGUGACUGCAGACCACAGAUGAAGCGAAAACUCCCAUCAUCUUUGUAGUCUGACAACCACAACUCCCAAUAUCCUAGUAAAAUAGAUUAUCUGAGUCUAAAGGGCUAUUCCCUGUACCUUGAAUUGUGUCGAAUUAAAAUUCAAAUGACAAAAAAAAAUGGUCAAGCUGUUACUAUAAUGGAGCCGGAUAACAUUUCUAGAUGACCUAUUUUUGUUUUUGUUCUUGUUCUUUACUUAACCUAAAUUUUUUCCCCAGUGGGAUUUCAAUUUGAUAUAAGUCACAGUUUAGUGAAUAACCCCUCUUAUAGCAAGGAGAAUAACACUGCAUGCUAGCAGAGGGGAACCUCUCCCAUCGUGCAUCGGGGGAGUAGUAUUUGAACACAGCUGGAGUUGUUUGAAAAUACCAAAGAGUGUCUUAGCAACUGCAGUUUUGUGUGUGCGUGUAUGAGUGUAUAUUUGGUUGUGCGUAUAGGUUGUGUACCAGGGAUUUUUCUUGUGUGCAUGUUACAAAAUUGAGCACUAAAUCCCUGUUUAUCUCCCCCAGAGUGCAUAUAUUGUAAAGGGGACAUUUUGUGUCUGCACUGGAACAUUUCAUCCACAUCUGGAAAACAUUUUGCUUAGGGUCACACAGCAGGAACCUCCCCCUCCUUAUAUGUGCUCCAGGGGUCAGGAAGCCCCCCCCAUCUCCCUGCUCCUAUCAUAUUUAACCCAUAUGUACACAGACAUUAUUCCCCAAUACCUGUGUUUGUUAGCUGUAUAAUUGUGUCCGAGAAUGGUAUAUGCAUAUGUGUGUGUCUAUCUAAAUGUAUGUAAUACAAUUGUAGUUUGCUACUCUUUUUGCAGUGAAUCCAUUGCUUAUUUUGUAUCUCUAGGUGUGUCAAGCGUCAGCUCUUUAUUUAUUUGUAUUUCUUGUGUUGCUACAAAGUGUUACCAAGUUACAUGGGGACGUUUAAACAAAAUUCUGUUGCAAAAACAUGCCUAAACAUCAGAGUUCAUUUUCUGAUCAUUAAAAGGGAUCCAGUGCUUGUACAAAGCAGUGAAGUAUGCAAUACAAUACUCAGACCUCAAGCAUUAAAUGAGUUUUUAAAAGAAAAAAAAAGUUAGGAUACAAUUUUCGCCUUGCACCCACUUUUCUCUAGUAGCUAAUGUAGCUAAAGAGAAGAUCUUGUAGUAGAUUUUACACCAAACAGUUAACUAAAUCAAUCACAGCAAACCCACACAUUCUUUUUUUUCAGAGAAAACCAGAACCACAUAAUUCAGACAGUUGUCAUAUUAUCUGUAACCAUAACAGAGAACACUGACGCAGGCAAGUUACAAUGUAGUAUUUCCCCUACAUGAAAACAGAUUAAGAUUUUGUGUUACUCGCUCUAUGAGGGGGAUAGCCCAGCACCGGGAUUUAACCCCACCAAUGCCUUGAUUUCAGGAUUAUUCUACCUGAUAUUUUAACUUGGAGUUGCGGCAUCGUCUGUGGGUGGGUUCUAUGUCACAUCCACAUAUCUUUUGUUACAUUAGAUUUGUGGAGCUGUGUUUGUGGACACUUUCACUCCAUUCCUACUUGCCAUAGACUGGCCUUUGAUUCCCCAGCUUUCUAUAUAGAGCAACUCCGGUGAUGCAUGGCCAUCAUGUGGUUGUCCCACCUGUAUAGAGUUUUUUGUGCCACUAUUAUUUUUGCUGAGCAGACAGAAAAGUGCAAUCCCUAUUCCAGACACUGCAAUUUCCCAUUGUUAAUUAGUGUUGUAAUUAUAGCUCCCCAGACUGCUAGUUUAUUUAACCCUCUGGCUGCCAGCCCAUAAUCCAUGGCUUUGUGAUGCACAUGCCCUAGCCUGCCCUCAUAAUGCCCUAAUGAACAGGGUGGUUUCCAGGGUUGGGUCAGAACUUUGCUCUCUUUGCCUUACAGCUGCCCCACCUAUCUAUCUCCUUGGUAUCACCUCAGGAAUGUUGUUCUCCUGGUUGUGGAUUAAACAUAAAUAAGUGAGAAUUGUCUGCUUUGGGUCUUAGCUGCAAGGAUCCAAUGUGACUUCCCAUCAUUCCAUGAUCCAACACAAAAAUAUACCUCCCAAGUGUCUCUAAUUAGGAUGGACAAGUCCCUAUUUUGGACCCAAAUCCUCUUUUGUCUCCUAAUGUCCCUCUUUUCUAAGAGUGACAUGUUGUUGGGCCUUAACAAUCUCACAGUAAUAUGUCUUUAAACUACAAUAAAUGCAUUUAGCAAUUAGUCUAUGUAAAUAAGAUACAUUGUUAUUUUUUAGUGACAUACAUUAUUAGUAAAUCUCCUUAAAUUCCCUAAAUUUCUCAGAACAGUCCGCCCCUGACCACACCCUUAAAAUUAAGGUGUCCUAUUUUGUCCAUGUGAAAUGCAAGGAGGUAAGCAAACAUAGGACUAAGAAAAUGACACAAAACUCUAUAAAAGUAUAAAACGUUAUUUGCACAUUGUCCUGUCAACUGUGUUGAACCAUUAAAGGACCACUAUAGGCACCCAGACCACUUCAGCGCAAUGAAGUGGUCUGGGUGCCAGGUCCCCCUAGUUUUAACUGUGCAGCUGUAAACAUAGCAGUUUCAGGGAAACUGCUAUGUUUACUUUGAGGGUUAAUCCAGCCUCUAGUGGCUGUUUCCCUGACAGCCACUAGAGGCCGCUUCUGCGAUUCUCAGUGUGAAAAUCACACUGAGAUGACGCUGGACGUCAAUAGGAAAGCAUUGAGUAAUGCUUUCCUAUGGGCGGUUUGAAUGCGCAUUCGGAGCUGACGUAGGGGGAGGAGAGGUCACCAGAGCCGAGGGAGCUCGGUGCUGGAUUAAGGUAAGUGGCUGAAGGGGUUUUAACACCUUUAGCCCAGCGGGAGGGGGGCCCUGAAGGAAGGGGGACCUAAUAGCCCUAUACUGCCAAGAAAACGAGUUUGUUUUCCUGGCAGUAUAGUGCUCCUUUAAUCUGUAUAUAACUCCAUGAAUUCAUAAACCUAUUAAAGGGACACUGUAGGCACCCAGACCACUUCAGACUAGACAGCCACUAGUGGGCUAGACUAGACAGCCACUUGAGGGUUUCCUAGAUUGAAACGGUCCUUUGGUCCGUUAACUGAUGGUGUACGUCCUCACGCUCUGCAUGAGGACAUCCAGCUUCAUAUUUCCCCCCCUAGGAAAGCAAUGAUUCAAUGCUAAUGUGCCCAUGGCAUUUGCUACGCAUGCACACUAGCUCCCGCUUGUCGCGGGGGACGUUGGAGGGGGGCAAAGCGUCGACCCAGCAGAGGGACAUCAGCACUGGUAUCAUUUAUGUAAAUAAAGGGGCUUUAUUUUAUUUUUUUCGGUUGAGUAGGCAUCCAUGUUUAGAAGUAAUUUAGGUUAGGAACAUCCUAAAUACUGUCCAAGUCUCCCACAUACAAUCACCAGAAAGAGCUCUAGGUUCAUAGUUGCAUUGAAAAAGUCAUCACACAAUUUGCCAUUUUUUUUUUAGUACAUUUGUUUGGAGUUAAAGCAGUUUUGCAUUCUAUAAACUGUAUGACUAAUGGGACUAGACUGCUAUAGGAUAUUCCAUAUUUUAUGUGCAAAGAUCUCAAAGUGUGUAUGUGUGUGCGUACUCUACAAAUUGAAGGAAAUAAUUUGUGUAUUUAACACUCAUUAGGGACACCCAUAUAUCUGUGCAUGGGUCACAGGCCAAUUCAUUGUGAAAUUUUCCUGAAAGUAUAUGUCACAAGCUGGUCUUUCUGUUUGACACUAGUUCACCGAAAUCCCUCCCCUGUUUAUUUGUGACAGUGUCUGACUGAGGGAGCCCCUCUUCACCGUGCUUGACUCUUAAUGUCUCUUGGACAUAUAAUCCCUGGUGCCCCUGUGCCCUGACACAUGUGACAAAGAUGAAAAUAGCGUCAAAACAUUCCAUGUAAACAUUCCAUCUCUCAUAUUACCUGGAAUUCUGCUCCAACAUUCAAACGAGACUCUUACACAACCCGAGACUCUUACAGUGUUUUUUUUCCCCCCUCUUUCCCUCUCUCCUGCGGUCAAGGCUCUAGCUGCAGAUUUUCACAAUAAAAAUAGCUUAAUCUAUUUCAAUUACACAGAAAGUAGACAUAAUUUAAAAAUUUUGUUUGUUUUGCGCAAUAUGAAAUGGCACUGGUAUCACAAGUGAUUGUACAAAAUUAGAAGGCCAGUGUUUUUUUCAGCCUGCAGAAAAAAUAAUGUAAAAUAUCUUCCGACGUAUGUUCUAGAAAUGAACGUUGCAAAGUUCUCAUACCAAGAUUCAACUUGUAAGACUGCAAACUUGUUCGAGCAGGGUUCGUGUCGCCUCACAUGUAUGAUAUAAAUACUCAUAUUUUUUAUUUGCCCACUGUACAGAGUGUUGGCACUUUAUAAAAUAAUAAUAGGUUAUACAAGUUGAUACAACAUUUAAAACAUUAACCCUUAGGUAGUCUUGCACACAGGUUCCAAGCGAUUUAUAAACUUUUAAUAGCUAAUUGUAAAAUACCUCUUUAAAAGGACUCUAAGAUGGAGUUGACUGUAUAUAUUUUUAUUGCCAUAUAGAAAUAUUGCAUUCAUAACAAAAUAAAACUUAAAGCUUGAAAGAUGUAUAUCUGUGAAUUUCCAUUAUUUACUGCAAAUCUGUAACUUCUACAAGGCUAGGGAGUGGCUGAGUUUUCAUAGACAAUCCUUGGUUUUGCUUUUUGUCAAAUAACAGUGCUGUGCAUAUAUCACAUAAUUAACUGGGAUAUUCAUCUCAGGGAUUGUAAGUAGAUUCAUUCAUUUAAAAAAACAAAAACUAAAUUAGUUUUCUCUUUCAACUAACCUAGGUAUUAUUUAGGUUCAUUUGUUUGUUUUUUUUUGUUUGUUUUUUGAUCAGUUAAUCAUCUUGUACCCUGACAUGUACAUAGAAACUGAAGAUUUUACAUUGAAACUAUAAGUUUGUAACUAUUAUUUUACAAAUGGUAUAUGGCUUAUGUGGUCAGAAAGUACAGUAGCUUCUUUCUGAAGUCACUGGGUGGGGUGGGCGAAUAGAUGCAAUGAUUUUUGCACAUCACUGCAUUAGUAAUGAAUUAAAUGAAGGAAAACACCAAGUAGCAUAGGUUUUGCUGCUUAAAUCAACAUUAGCAUCCUCUUAAACUGUACUUGUGUGUAUGUAUGUGUGUGUGUGUGUAUGUAUCUAUGUAUGUGUGUGUAUAUAUAUAUAUUAUUAUUAUUAUUAUUGCCAUUUAUAUAGCGCCAACAGAUUCCGUAGCGCUUUACAAUAUUUUGAGAGGGGGGAGAAUAGUGAAAAUAGUGAAUUGAAAAAGACCUGGCAGGGUCGAAACAUCGAUCGAUUUCUAUAUGCAUCCUAUUGAUUAAUAAAGCACUAUUUUCACUAUUUUGAAGACCUGCGAGUGCAUCCCGUUUUUUUAUCUAUUCUACAUAUUGGACGAUUGUGGAUACAGCACCCAGGCAAGAUUUUUCUUUCAUCUUAUAUUGGAAGGAGAGUGCCAAGCUUCUAUUGCUAUUAAAUAUAUAUAUAUAUAUAUAUAUAUAUAUAUAUAUAUAUAUAUAUAUAUAUAUAAACACACACACACACACACACGUUAAUCGUUUUACUAAAGUCUUAGUUUGGUGGGACAGAACCAAUAAUGAUCCCUCUGCGCCUCCUUUCUAUGAUACCUACUGUCCCUCUUUUUUAGGAACUCCAUAUUGUUGGUGUGUCUGAGUGUAUAACAGAGCUCCACAGCAAUAAUACUCCCAGUAAUGUGUCUUUAAACUACAAUACAUUUUUUUAGAAUUUAUCUUGUUCUAAAUUACAUUUUAGUUACAUAAAGUGCUAAUAGUAAGUCACCAAAAUUUUCUCAGAGCCGCCACACCCCCACCAACGUCCCUCUUUUUCCAUUUGGAAUGCUGGAUGCACAGAUCUAUUUUAUAUUAGUUAUAGUUAUAUUGAAGACGAUAAAAAAAAAAAAAAUUGAAAACACAAUGUUUGCUGUAGCCCAACCUUGUAAAAUAAGGCAUUGGUGAGCAGUUCUGUAAAUAAAGUCAUUAGGUAUAUAUAUUUUUUAGAUUUUAACGCUAUGGAAUGGACAGGUAGGAGUAACAGGUGUUGCUUCUUAAAAAAAUACAUGUAUCAAAGAUGAUAUCUGGGUUAUGAACUGUAGGUGAUAAAGCCAAGGAAAAGUAAAAAUGAUGAAGCAGUUCAGUUUAUUCUGGGGCUAUUUAUAAGAAGCAAAGGAUCUUCCAGAAAUCCCUCUUAGAAAUGAAGGGGAGCAAUGAGAAGAGAGGUGAGCAGUGAAAAAGAAAAACAGACUACUUAAAAGAAGUCAUUGGCACUAAAGCUGGUAAAUACAUCAUUAUGCCUUCCUGUUUCUGUCUAAGACUAUAGUUGCCAAAUGAUGGCUAACCACGGCGCCAUAGAUAUACCAAUGUUUGUGGAAUAAAAUUGCCAUGAUGCUAAGCAAGGUUAUCCGUCAACGUCCAUGCCCAGGCAUAGGCAACCUUCGGCACUCCAGAUGUUUUGGACUACAACUCCCAUGAUGCUUUGCCAGCAUUAUGGGUGUAAGAGCAUUAUGGGAGAUGUAGUCCAAAACAUCUGGAGUGCCAAAGGGUGCCUAUCCCUGUCCUAGCCAUUAUAGCAGCCCCUAUUAUUUCUUAUUACUGGGAAAACUAUUAAAACUCUAUUAAACAGGGUAGGGCAAAAUUCAGAGUAGGGUUUGAGGAGUCAAUAACAUUUUUAUUAAUGUACCACUUUCAAUGAUUUCACAUACAACGAAUACUUAACAUAUGGAGAUUAGUUUCAAUAGAUACGGAAGAUGACAUAUUUUAGAUGAGCUCCAUUUGUUGAGCUGUUUCAAUUGCAUUGUUCAUAACACUAGUUAAUGUUUGACACUGUACUGCUCAAAUGCUUUUACUCCUUGUUCCUUUGUGAAAAUUCACAAAUCCCCCAAAAAUAUGUACCUGCAACAAACACAUUUAACUACUAACAAAUAAGUUAUUUAUCUGUCAAAUUCUACUCUGAAUUUUGGCCCAACCUGUACAAAGUACUUGGCUGGGUAGGCCGAGAUCCUUUUUGCAAUCUAAAGGUUAAACUAGCACAAGCCUGGCCAAGGUGCUCCUUAGGUUCAGAGUUUUAUGAAGAAAGGGACUGUCACUCAUUUUCAGACUGGGACGUUUAUACAACUUAAUGGCUGCAUCGUUCUUUCAUCAGAAAUGAUGCAAACCAAGAGGAGCAAGCUUUAAAAUAGUUUGAGUAAUUUUUCAUAAGGGAGUGUUGUGUGUGUGUGUGUGUGUGUAUGUGUGUCUGUGUGUGUAUGUAUAUGUGUGUAUAUAUAUAUAUAUAUAUAGUCGUGACUCAGGCACUCACCAUUAACAAGAGGAACUUUGUAUUAGUAACAACCAGCGUGCCUCCAGCGCAUAUACAAAAGGUAAUAAAUGGAGCACUCCACGUGGAUUUGUAAAAAAAAAAACUAUAUUCAGAUGUAUAAUCAACGUUUCAACCCAACUGGGUCUUUAUCAAGAUCGAUAAAGACCCAGGAGGGUCGAAACGUUGAUUAUACGUCUGAAUAUAGUUUGAAAAAAAUCCACGUGGAGUGCUCCAUUUAUUAAUAUAUAUAUUAUAAUGUGUGUGUAUAUAUGUAUGUGCCUAUACAUAUAACAUUUUGGAAACCUAGAAAGUGCUGAUUUUUAUGAAUACAGAUUUUUCUUUUCUCUUACUAUUUGACUUUUUUUUGCAGAAUGUUUAGAUCUAGUCUUUGAACUAUUUGAAACCUAUGCUUUAGUGGAUAUAAAAAAAUGCAUUUGAAGGGGGUGGAGGUGACGACAAUGGAACAGACAGCAAUCCAUAACGUUUUAGUUGAGGCUCGCUAAGGGAUUGGCCUCUGCUAAUGCCAUGGCAAUGCUGCAUAUGUAAAAAUAUUGAUUUUAUAACUGCAUUCUGGUAAAAAUUCAGUGGAACUUUCUCUGGGGUUGGAAAACUGCUUGAGGGUUUUGGAAUUAUUACUUUCGUACAGGGGAAUAUAAAGAAGAUUUUUAAUCUGAGAAUUUAUUUUCCCUUUUAUUAGAGUAUGGAGGGGGAAGGAGUUUAUCAGCUACAGAUGUUAGAGACGUGUUGGGGGCAGAUUCGCUCCCUUCUUUUUUUCUUUUCUCUUCCCUCUCUCUCUCUGUCUUUGUAAUUGGAGAGGUAUAUGUGGCAUUAUACACGGAUAAACCAGCUCUGCUGGAUCUCACAGCCUCCCCUGCAAGUCUCUGCUUGGCCUCCCUACAUACUUGCACCUCGAAGCCUCUCUGUUCACAGAACACAACAAUUCUGCAUUGUUUGUUAAACUUUGUCAUCUUCAUGCUAUUUUUUUUCAAAAUUUUUUUCUUUAGCGCCAUCAUGAUUUUUAGUCUGACUUGUAAUUCUCUUGCCAAAACAAUUAUUCCCAACAACCAUAUGUCUCACACUUUGCAAAAUGUAUCUGUGGGGUCGGCUUUAGGCAUUCAAUCGCCCUGUUCAAAACGUGGAAGUGUGCCCCACCGGAAAUGUUAAUUUUACCAUUUUUACUGAUUGCGAUAAUUUAAUGUAGUUAGAUGCAAAAGACACAUAAAACAGCCAGUCUAUCGCUGAUACAUGUGUCUAAGAUUGUUAAUGUUAUAAAGGGGCUUUUUAAAAAAAUUACAAAAUAUGGUUUGUGUGGUAUUGGUGCAUGUAACAGUUUCUGUGUGUUAGAUUGUUGUACACAUAUGAAUGUUUCUUUGCGUAACACCAUUCUGCAUUUUAUGAACAGCUUCGGUGUGCCCUACCAGUGAAUGUAAGUCCAUGCUGCACAACUGUGUGUGUUUCAGUGUACUGUUGUAUGAGGUUUUUUAAUCACAAGGUAUGUAGGUGUUCCUGUGUUUGCAAGUGCAAUUAGUUCAUGAGCCCCCAUGUGAUGUAAUGUGCAGUUGUGAACUGCAGUUCCAUUGAUGUUAAGUGAGCUUUAGUUGAACAUUCUAGAAACUGACUGAAGUUCAUAAGAACUGUAAAGGCCAGCCUCACCAGAUGUUUGCUAUUUGCAAUACCCAUGGAUGACCACCACCGUUUAUGGGUUGGCUGAGCAUCAUGAGUAUUGUAUAUCACAUUUUAUAGACCCCCUAGUUAAAAUGUCCUAUAUUCUGUUAUCUGUCCCACUCCCAGUUAACUCUCCCCUUAAUUAUUUCUCUCUAACCUUCUGUCCCCCAGUUAUUGUUCCCUGGCCCUCCCCCUAUCAACUAUCGGUCUCCUACCAUAGUUGUUGUAAUGUUACUGAGCAGUGAUUGCCCAGAUAUGUUUUAUGCAUUCCCUGUAAGCCUUAGAACUUCACAUGACUGGUGGAAGUGCUAUCUGUGGAGGGUGGGACGGCAUGAUGUAAUAUCAAGUCUCUGCCUUUUCACUAUACUACUGCAUUUUGCAGAGAGUACUAUGGCUUAAAGGAAGGCAAAGGCAAAGGCUGUCCCAUAGGCAGCUGGAGAGGUGGGCAUUUGGGCCACUAAUGUCCUCCUUACGGGUUCGUUGUGGUGAUUUCUGAUCUCCAUGGCCAGCCUAUUGCAACAGCACGCCAACACUGUUUGUUUUUUGAGCCAGAAAAUUAUUUGUUGCUUACUUUUGGUUCUUGUUUGCAUGGCAGUGUAAAUGUUAGUGUACAUAAACAUAAAUUGGCAAUCAGAGAAAAGGAAGCAUAUUAUGGAUUGGUGGAAUGGAUGAAGGAUAGAAUCACAGGGGGAGAUCUUUGGGAUAAUUGUGUUGCUCCAACAGAUGACAUGGUUUGUACAGGGAGAAGUGUUUGGGUAUUUUUGCAUGGUACAAAUGGAGGUGUCUCAUGAAUAGUUCCCUUUAAAAACGUCCAAGGGACUGAUGGAACACAACUGUCAGGAUUAUCUGUCUCCCCAGAGGUGUCGCACAAGUCAUAGCAUGGAAAAAGUUGUCUUGUUUAACUUCAUUGCAUUGAUUGGUAGUAAACUGUAGAUGGAACCACAUUAACCAUUUUGUGGAUUAAAGCUUUUUGGGGGAAGCUGUUGGAGGCAUUACACACUACACAAUAUGAUUUAGCAAGAAUUGCAACAAGAAAUAAAUCAAAUCAAUCUAUAUAAAAACAAGUAAAUACAAAAUCAACUCAAUCAUUUCUGAGGAUGAGGCAGUUUAGAUAGUCGGCUUUGUGUAUCAUAGAUGGAAGGACACCGUUAUAUAAAUCAGGAUUGCAAUGUGCUUGGCUAAUUUGGGGCGUAUGGUUUCGGAUUGUGUGGCUUGUCAUGGGAGAGGGAGUCUGUAAAAGCCAUUCUUUGUAUAAUAUUUACACAGGGAGGUUUGUUUAAUGUCACAUGGGUUUUAUAGACAUUCACGUGUUUUAUUAAUGUGCACACCCUGCUAAAUCUGUCUGCCAUUCUGCUUUUACAUGGAGGCAUGCACCUACUAUGGCAUUAAACAUACACAUUUUGGAAGAUGAAACAUCUUUGGCAGGCAUAUGUAACCUUCGACACUCCAGGAGUUGUGGACUACAUCUCCCAUAAUGCUCUUAAGUGCCAAAGAUGGCCUACUGUUGAUCAAGGGGUACCACAGCCUUUCAGUUGUAGCAAUAAUUAGUUCUGUUUUUAAAUAUGUUAGAAAAAUAAUUUAAAGGUCUAAUUUGUAACCCACUUUUUAAAUUUCCCAUCAGCCUGAAGUCCUCAUGCGAACGUCCGUGCAGUGAGAGCCAGCCAGAUCUUAUUGAAGAGAACUGA